Messenger RNA from Pelobates cultripes (western spadefoot toad), 82631 nucleotides. The record is from the annotation of a GenBank genome assembly. Lineage: Eukaryota; Metazoa; Chordata; Amphibia; Anura; Pelobatidae.
AUGGACUCAAAGACUCUCUAUACACAGCUCGCUAUUUGUAUCCUGGUCUAUAUCUCUACAGCGUCUUCUCAAAGUAAGAAUAUCAAGUACACAAUACUUAAUCAUUCAGAUCCCUUGAACAUUGGAGUUACAAGUAAUAUGUAUUGUUGUCAUACAUACUGCAACAAAAUAAAAGAUACAUUGCUAUGAUAAUGGCAUUUUCUUUAAUUAAAAAAACUUGUAUUUUUUUCAUUUAUUUAAAAUAAUAAUAGAAUAAAUUAGAAUCGCAAUUAUUUUGACAGCUUUGUCUUUGUCUAACACUAUAAAAUAAUAUACAGUUACAGUAAUACAUUGGCCCCUAACGAAAGCCUCCAAACACCAUAACCACAUCAGCAUUCCAUAGUAAUUAUGGUACCAGGAGUGCCAUGGCGCUGUCCAAUUUAAGCAGUCAAACCAUUUCCUAAUGAAUUGACAAGUUAUCUGUUUUUCAGCAGGAACCAGUCAUCUCCUCCAUGAAAUCCAGAAGCUCUCUAUAUAGAGCUGAGCCUAGCUUUUCAGGGCUUAAAUCAUUGGCUAGGAGUGAUUAGCUAAUGACCUGCCCCUUCACAGCAGGGAGCUGUAGUGGUUAUGGCGCUUGGAAUGUUCCUUGAGCCUCUCUGUUGGAGAGAAGCUGGAUCAUCAUGCUGUUUCCAGUAGGCCCCCACUGGUUGUAACAAAUACAUAAUUUCUGUGAGAUGCCAUAGCAUUCUUGCCCACCCUCAAUGCACUAGAUAUUCCUCUGACCGGACAAAGUGUCUAUAAACAUUUCUUUUACAAAAUGUAUUUCUCUUUAUAAUAUUACUGUAGAAGAAUGGGUCACUGACCUAAAUGACCUAAUUAUACAGUUAAAAAAGACUAAAUCAUUAAUUUUCAUUUAAGAAUGGGACUUGGGACUUGUACCAUAAUCUGAACUGAGGUUGGUCCUUAGGGGCAGGUGAGGCAGUGCUAUUUAAAAUUCUUGUUACAAAAAAAAGGCUAAUAAAGGCUAAUGAAGUGAUGAGGUCUAAAAAAAAGUUGUGUCUGUCACGAUUAUGUCUGCAGUUCCCUUUUAUGAUGUCUGGAUGUCCUGCGGAGAAACAGGGCAAAUAGUCAUGCUAAGGUUUUGUGAGAUUUGUGAAAAAAUGCCAAUUUUCUGCGUGUAGAUCCCCCUUACAUUCUUUGUAAGAGGCAAUCAAGUCCUAGAAACCCUAAAUGACAGGUCUGCAUAUUAUCCUGUCUGCUAGGACUGUCAUUAAGUAUUAGCAACGGGUGUGAUUUGGACCUCUUUAAAUUGGAAGUUGUUUUGGUGACUAUAGUGUCCCUUUACGCUUAUGGCGUUUCAUUGGCUCAGGGUUUGAAUACAUGAAGUUAAAAGAUCAGUGACCCAUCUUUAAAUUUCACCUGCUGCCAAUGAACUUCAGUUUUUGGUAUAUUUGUGGACAUUUGCCAAAUUGUGGUUAUAACUUUUACCCACAGAUACAAUCCCAAUCUGUACUAAUCCCAUUACAUGAUUGUAAGUUAAAUGUGCCAUCCAAGCACCGUAACCACUACAGUUUAUUAUAAUGAUUAUGGUAAAUGAACGCUGUGGGUGCAAUCCGUCUAGAUGUUGUCAAACUUAUUUUAUUAACAACCUCAGCCCAUCAAUCCAACAAGAAGCUGUGAGCCCUGAUAGAUAGAAGGAUUUGUUGUUGCCAAGUCGAGUUUCACCCAUUCAGCACUGUCAUACUGCCAUUAGCCCAUAUCACACAGUUGAAAUGCCAUUACACAUUCAGAGUUACAAAUUGGCUGUGAAAGAUUUCGGUUCCUACAAAGCGACACAGAUAGGUUUUAUGUAUAAAGACAUUCUAGACCACAGUUAAUAUUCACAGAGUUUUGCUUUUGUUGUUUAUUUCUUUAUUUGUUUUGGUCAUAGAUUUCAUACAACUAUGCUUACAUAGGAGUUUAUUAACUAAACUGGAAAUGGUGGAGAAUUGACAAAUGGAAUGGGAAAAAAAAACUCCAACUCGGCUAUAUUUACAGUUAUUUUGUUCUAAAACUGGCCAGUCGCUUAUCAUAUCUUCACAUUUCUCAUUUUAGUGAAUAAAUCACAAAUCAUGUAUAUCCUACUUACAUAACAAAAAUUAGAUGUUUGCUCUCCCGUGUAUUACCGAUGUUUCUCCUUUUUCUUCUAUAAAUUCCAUUAGGAAAAAAAGUUAAUUAAAAAGUAAAAUGUGGGUGAUUAUUAUAAUUAUAGUAGCUGUGAUGCAAAUAUUUUUAUACUUUAAUUUGAAUGUGUUGAUGUAAAUUUUAAACCCUGUGUUUGUAUACAGAAUAGCAUAUGUUGUUUUUCUUAAAGAAUAGCAUACGUAGUCAUAAUUUCAAUGUAAUAAAAAGUAAAGCAUGCAUCAAUAUUUGCCCUUGUUUAGCUUUGUGAAGUUAUUCAAUAAACUGCGGGUUUCAAAUAUUUAGCCAAAGGCAUCUAAAUUUGAGAACUUGUCCAAGCCAGUUUAUGGCUGAUUUAAUAAACUUUCCAAAUGAUUGAAUACUGUUAGAGAAACUUUCCAAAUGAUUUAUCUCCCAAACUACCCAUAGACUUUAAAGGUGGCCUCGGUACGUAAAUCAUUAAAAAUAUUUUUCAAUGAGUGUUGAAUCAUUCCAAAUUCUAUUAAUUCAAGGCAAAUGUUUCCAAUUCAAAUACUCAGUCAUCAAUUCCCAGGUGAAUUCCCAACAAUUCACAUUCUAGUCCAGGGGUAGGCCACCUUUGGCACUGCAGAUGUUGUGGACUACCUCUCCCAUAAUGCUCUUAUAGCCAUAAAAUGCUGGCAAACCAUCAGGAGAGAUGUAGUCCACAACAUCGAAAGUGCCAUACGUUUCUAACCCCUGGUUUAGUAAAUAACCCUGAGGUAGUGUUUGUUUUUUCAAACCUUCAAGGUUAUUCAGUAAAUUGCUGGUUGCCAAGAAUUCACCAAAAAACUAGAAAUCUAAGGUUGGAUCUUGAAACAUCAAUAACUUAGACAAAAAUUCCAGAUUGGCUGUUCUAGCCUCAAAUUUGCAAUUUUGAGAUUAAUUGCCAAUAAUUCAAAUUUUAAUGAGUAAUCGUGAUUACGUGUGUACAUAUGCAAGACUUAAUUUAAUCAGUUAUUUAUUGACAUUGAAUUGCAAAUUGUUGACCAAAUUGUUGAAGCGUGUAGGUUUUACUUAAAAUUAUACGUCUGUUAUUCCUUAUAUAUCCUGAUCCCUUUUCAUAUCUUUUCUACUGAAAAAGUAAUUUAAAAUACUAUAUGUGUAUCGUGAUUAUAUUGGGGUUUUUUUUCCUGAUGCAUGCAUCACUGUAAAUAUGUUUAUAUAUUUGUUUGGGUUUAUGAAGAAUGAAUUGUUUGCCAAAAAAGUUCUCUCAUUGUGUUGUACGUUUUGUACUUACAGCAGAAUCUUCACAGUUUUUGUUUACGGAAUAGUGUCUGUUGUGUAGCAGCGACUCUUGAUUAUACAUAUAGAGUAUUAUCUGUUGUGUUUGCUUACUACAUAGCAUCUGUUAGACUUGUCCACUUGGUUUCAAACAAAUCACAAUUCAUCUCGACUUGGGCGAUUGGUGAUUCAACCAGAUUGCGCAACUGUGAAACGCUAUAUGGAAUAAUCACGAAACAAACUAUAUGGGCAAUACACAAGUUAUUUAGUUUGCUUUUUGAUUUGGAGUUCCAUCCAUGAUGCCAAAAAAAAAAGGAUAACAUAAAGAUAAUUGAUGGCUAAUGGACAGCCAUUAAAUGUGUAUUAUUCACAGAUCAAGUGAGAAGUGAUCAAUAAAAAAAACUGAAAAAAAUAAGAAAAGUGAAAAAAAAUUCGAUAUUGAUAUAUCUAACUAAUAAAUAAAUAUAUAUUUUUGCUGCUCCUCUUCUUUUUCCUUCUAUUGAUUACUUCUUCUCACCUGUUUUGUGAACCAAAUGGAGUGAAAAUAUGUUCAGAGCAAUAUAUAUAUGUUUGUCUCCUACUCCCCAUUCUGGUGUCCCUUACCCCUAUGUAGUAUGUAGUUUCCCCUUCUGUCCCAUGUGUCUUCUGCCCCAUUUGAGUGUCUCUUACGACCCAUGUAGUGUCUUCUUCUCCCUCGUGUGUCUGUUAUGUGGGUUAGCAUUAGUUAGGGGUAUCGUGCGUAUCAAAAUUAUCUAGGUAUUCUGCUUUGUGGUUUUAGUAGUGUGCUGCCUUCUUCAUUCAUGUUUAUUUCAUGAAUGAAGCUAUUAGUGUUUGUACUUAGAAAGCAAUGAUAUUCCUUAUAAACACCUUAGGAUGUGAUAUUCGCAUGACAUGCUCUACUAUGGGCAGAGUAAGUCUGUGACAUCUUUCCACUGUAAGGAACAUAGCAAAGGCAGUCAAGACCAUUGUGCGUGAGAUUAUGCAAAGAGAAUAAAAAAAUGAAUAGCAGACCAUUCAUUCAAAGUAUGCAAUGCAUAGAGAGCAUGGAUAGAUAUGCAAUACAUAGAUAGCAUGUUUCAUGUAUAGCUUCUUCUUACAGAUACCUAGAAAAUUAAAGAUUUGGAAAUCUGAGUGGAGACUGUAAAGUAAUAGACAUUAAAAAAUAUGUUUGCAUAUAUUGGAGAACAAUGGUAGAAAUCAAUACAGGACAAUCACACAGGUAAACAUCAAAUCCAUUAUAUAUACCAAGGUGAUCCCUGAUGCUAUUCUGCACUGGACUCUGCCCCCUCAGUCAGAUCAUCAUGAGGAGUGUACAUCGAUACAGAUUCAAGAGUGGAACUACUAUCAGUCACCUUCUCAAGAUGGAUGGCAUUAGGUUGUAUGCCAAGGAUGAGAGGAACAUCGACUUACUGAUUUAUCUAACUAGGAUAUACAGCAAGGACAUGUAAAUGUACAAACUAGAUAAAUGUGGGCAAAGUAUAUCAAAAAAGGCAUCACAUUAUCAAAAUUAAAAGUACUGUUGAACUAAAAGGAACAAAUAGGAGACCUAAAGAAAAGCUACAAGUUCCUGGGAAUAUGACACAAAGGAAUAAUGAGGAAGAGGCAAGGAAGACAGUAAUGUCCAAGUACCUCCAGAGAGCCACACAGUUAAAGAGGUCCCAACUAAAUGACAAGAACAAGUCUUCACAACAGCAAUACAUACAUCCUACCAGUGAUCAGGUACCUAGUUGGGAUAAUAACCUUGCCAAAAGAGGAACUGAAAACUGUGGAUAUCGAGACUAAGAAACUCCUCAUGAUGAAUGGAGGAUUUUAACAUCCAGUGACUGUACACCAGUUGGAUGGAAGGAGGUCUGGCUCUAGUGAAUGUCAAUGCCACAGUCCUGGAUGAAACACAGAGCAUCUAUAAGUACAUAAUGAAAAUGGCACCAAAAGAUGACAUUUUAAGGGAAUGUCUUUGGCAGAAAGCAGACAGAGACUGUCCAUAAGAAGGAUGUUCCAUGGCAGGGCAAACCCCACCAUGGGAUUUAACAUCUGCAUUAUGAAAUCCUACCAGUGGUUGGAAAAGAUAGAUUAAACUCAUCAAUGAGGCUCUAAUCCUAGCAGCAGAGAAACGGGCACUCAGAAACAGAGUAAUAGCAGCAGAGGUCAACCACACCAAACAGGACCCAAAGGCACACUGAGGCCCUCAGAGAGGAUCCAGCUAAUCAGUACCCUAGUAGAAGAUGUCAGCAAGGGCAGCAUACACUGAGAGGUAUAAUGAAGUUUUUAGGAUUGUGUACAGAAACAUCUGCACCAAAUAUAGUCUGGAUCUGCCAGAUGGAAGGUGCCAUAAAGGGUAAUGCAAAUGACAGGGCUAGGAUAGGAUGGGACAUCUAGAUCAAUAAAUGACAAACAAGGUCUAUAAAUGUAAAGAAAGAAUACGAUGAACAAAACUAGACCAAUGUUGGUGCUACCAUACAUGGAGGCAGCAAACUUCCUUACAUUCAAAUAAUAUGCAAAAUAAGUCUGCCACAUGGCAACUGGUAUGAUACAGGCUUUAACUGAAACUCCAAGUUACAAGGACAAACAUUUCAGCCUCGCCAUGUGGCCUUUGUCAAGUCAAUAAAACCCUGCAUCAAACCAGUGGUGAUAUGCCUGAAUGUAUUUUGCAUACUAUUUGACAAAUAUGUACUGGCCAACCAAGAAGACGUUGUGGUGUUGGACAAUGAAUGGAAGACUGAAGUAGUAGUGGAUGUGGCACUACCCAGUCACCAUGACAUCAAGAAGAAAGAACAUGCAAAGGUGGACAAAUGCCAAGGACUCAAAGAGGAGCUGGAAAGAAUAUGGAAAGUGAAGGUCAAGGUCACAGUAGACUUAGUGGUGAUAAGCAGCACUCAUGGCUGUAACUCCCAUGUUGGGAGAAUAGCUUCAGCAGAUUCCAGGUGGGACAUCCAAGAUUUCUGUCAUCAGACACCAAAGUGUCUGGACCCAAGAAUAAGGAAAACACAAAUGCAACCAAGCGGGGUUAAACAUCUAUUUAUGUCUAUAAAUCGUUACCUAGCUAACUCAAAGCAUUUGUAUAAUUUAUGGCAUUGCAUGCCCUUGAAUACUAAUGGUAUUCCUGGAGCUCUCUCCAUUUCUCCUCUGUUCUCUGUGAGCCAUGUAGGCUCCUGAGCAAUGUAUAAUUUACGAUGAAUCAUAUAAUGAUAUGGACUGACUUAAACCAGGGAAGAGAAUUAAUUCCCACUAGUUGAAUCAUGGUUCUGGAGUGGAAAGAAAACCUAAAGCUCUAUUUGACUAGAUGUCAAUAUGUAUAUUCAUCAUAUAUUGUGGCCCAAAAGUAGGUAUACUGUUGAAUCAAUUAAAUUCAUCACAACAGAUUACCUAGUACACAUACACACUGAAACAGAACAAUGUGGCAAUUAACCCUGUAUAUAAAUAGUUUUGGGUUAUUACAGAGUAUUAAGGGGACACUAUAGUCACCUGAACAACUUUAGCUUAAUGAAGCAGUUUCAGUGUAUAGAACAUGCCCCUGCUCAAUCCUCUGCCAUUUAGGAGUUAAAUCCCUUUGUUUAUGAACCCUAGUCACACCUCCCUGCAUGUGACUUGCACAGCCUUCCAUAAACACUUCCUGUAAAGAGAGCCCUAUUUAGGCUUUCUUUAUUGCAAGUUCUGUUUAAUUAAGAUUUUCUUAUCCCCUGCUAUGUUAAUAGCUUGCUAGACCCUGCAAGAGCCUCCUGUAUGUGAUUAAAGUUCAAUUUAGAGAUUGAGAUACAAUUAUUUAAGGUAAAUUACAUCUGUUUGAAAGUGAAACCAGUUUUUUUGUUUUCAUGCAGGCUCUGUCAAUCAUAGCCAGGGGAGGUGUGGCUAGGGCUGCAUAAACAGAAACAAAGUGAUUUAACUCCUAAAUGACAGUGAAUUGAGCAGUGAAAUUGCAGGGGAAUGAUCUAUACACUAAAACUGCUUUAUUUAGCUAAAGUAAUUUAGGUGACUAUAGUGUUCUUUUAAAGCAAGCUGGUGGAUAACAUUGCUUAAAUACCAUUUCUAAGUAAUUUAUCUAAGCAUUGUCAUCUCAAUUCUGAAUACGAAGGUCCAUCAAGUAAAUUUUCACCUACCAUCAUCUGAUUACACACAAAGUCUUACAUAGUGAGUCAGAGUCAAUUACUAGCAUUGAGCAAUGAGGAAAAAAUGAAUGAUGCCUUCCCCGGAAAAAACAUAAUAUUACAGCUGACAGAUAAUUAGUGUGCACUUUAAGAUGUAAUCAGCUUUUUAAGAAAAAAUGUAACUUAAGUGUAGGUUUUGCCAUAAUCAACUACAACGUGGAGCCAAGAAUACUUCAGAAAAAAAUUAUAAAUUAAGGAAAAUGUUAAUUUUCAUAAAAACUGAAAUUAAACCAUGAAAAAAAAGAUACGGUGGAAUUUUAGCUUUAAUAUGAGGGUAUAGGAACAGACAUAGUUCCUCUACUAUAGGAGGCAAAAGUCAAUAAACAAAAUAAUUUUUGUAAAUGUAUGCAGAUUAUUUAAUUUCAUGACUGCAUAGUGCGGUACCAUACACAUAACAUGUUUCAGUCCAGUACCUGGUUCGGUUAUUGCCUCUUUUGAGAGUGUUUCCCUUCAUUCAUGUAUAACAUAUACCCAGUUGGAUUCAAGUCAGUAGGUUGACUUGACCUAUGAGGUCAUUAUUCUUUUUUUGGUCCGUGAAAACCUGCUUUGUUGAACUAGCUAUAUAUUGAUGAAGGUUGUUGUCUUGGUGCAAUUGGAAAUGUCUUCCGGUGGUUUCAAGUAAGGACCUGUUCACAUCAAAAUUAAUUUUGCUAGUGUUAUCAGUAAAGCAAGUCCAAUCUCGUGGCCACCAUAGAUCUUCAAUCCGUAACAUUACCUCCACCAUGUUUCACAGAUUAGACGGUAUGCUUUGGAUCAUGUACCAUUCCUGUCUUUCUCCAUUUUUCCUCUUUCUAUCACUCUGGUUCUUGGUUAUUCUUUUUUUUUUUCAGAACUGUGCAGAUUUUUUAUUUAAUUUUGAACCAAGCAACCUUUUUGUCACUGUCCAGAUAUUCAUGGACUGCACUGUAUACAUAGCACAAGAUAUUCAUGGACUGCACUGUAUACAUAGCACAGUCUAAAUUAGAGGUUGGCAACCUUUGGCACUCCAGAUGUUUUGGACUACAUGUCCCAUAAUGCUCUUACAGUUAUAAUGCUUGCAAAGCAUCAGGGGAGAUGCAGGCCACAACACCUGGAAUGCUGAAGGUUGCCUACCCCAGUCUAGAUCAAUGUUACCAAACAUUGUAAUGUCGACACCUGUGUAUUAUUGUGAAGGGGGUACUAUUUGGGAGAAAACCACUAAAAUCAGUGCUUUAUAUAUAAGAGUAAUGGUUUUGGUAUAGAUCUAUACAUUACAGUUGGCACUUAUACUAUUGGAAACACCUGCUAGUAAUUUAUACUAUUGGAAACACCUUCUCGUUUACUUAAAAUAAUGAUUAUAGUCAAUAAAACCUUCUGGGUUUUCAGGUAAAAUAGGACCAUUAAUAACAGGCAGUGCUAUACUUGUCUCAGGUGUCUAUAUUUUAUGGCUUACCCUUGGGUUGGCUAGUAAAGUUGCCAUUUUGAUGGUGGCAUCAUUCUGCGUAAAACAGUGGUAGCAAUGCGUCUGCCUCAAUGAGUUAGCCCAUAGUCUCCCUACAGGAAUUGUACCUAGCACCCUCAACAACUAAUUAAUAUCUAGGUUCUGGGGGUUCACUUUUAAUGGAAAGGAAUUAAACUCCUACUCUUAGCAGUAAAUAUAUCAGAGAGUUCUUUUCUAAAAUGUGGUAUAAAGUACUAAAAGUGAGGCAAUUACCAGUGGAACCAGCAGACACAUUCCAUUGGUGAUGUCCCCUUUCCUAUUUUUUGCAUAGUUUUUUUUAGAACAGAAUACUUUAAUAAAUUUCCACCUUAGUCUCAAUUUACAUAACAGGAACUGACAUUUUUCUCCAGAUAUUUACAGAAGUAAUAGUAAUCAGUAUACUCCACUAGAUGGUGCUGGAUAAUAAUCUAAAAGUAGCUGUAAACCAAAAUGAAAACAGCCAAUACAUGUUUUACAUAAAAUAUCAAGCCAUUGUAGGUAGCAUUAUCUAUAAUCCAGGAGAGUCUCAGAAUAUUUGCCAGACAAGCUAUUAAUUGGAAAGAUUUAAUUUAAAAAAAAUCACACAGUGUACUCUGUGCACAAAGGUUAUGUUUCUAAGACCAUAUACCACCACUUAGGAGAGGAGGUAAUCGACAAAGUUUACUUAGAAAGAAGGAAGCCUUUUAGAUUCACACGUUAGACACUCUAUGGCCCAAGGGACUCAGAGAUUUUUCGCUCAUCUCCUUUCUGUAAUUCCUUUUGUAUACAUUUCAUCUGGAAUCAGAUUUAUUAUUUUUCCUUUCUUAGCGUGUUCGACUGAAAAACCCGAUUUUGUGUACACCGGGAUUUUGGUGGUUUCACAUGGGGUAAAUUUGACUCCUUAGAAUAUUCAGUGUCUAUGUGCCUAUAUUGUUUACAUAUUGUACAUGGCCAUCUUAAAGACGAUAUAUAGAUUGAUUUUGUAUAAACACUAAGAUUAUGUUCUGUUGACAAUGUGAUUUCCCAAGAUUCUAACAUGUAUUAUCGACAUAUGCUUCUGCCAGCUGUAGCAUAUUAAUUAAGAUGGCCCUGAAUUUUCUAGUUGGUUUACUGGGAUAUAAAUUUUAGAUUGAUACAUUGUGUCUUUAACAUUAAAUCAUAUUACUUUAUGCCUUGUCAUAUUCCAUGCCAUAUAUUGCGAUGUUUAGCCAUACUACUUAAUGUUUUCAGAAACGUCCGUUAUGUUUUACUACUGAUAUUUUGUAUGUCAUUUAGAUACAUGUGUUUGUAUUUUUAUUGAUGAAUUAAUUGGUUGUGGGGUUAUAUAUGAACAUUUGCACUUUGUUAUCCAUAUGCAUGAUUAAGGCUCUGUUGAGCCGAAACGUUGCGCUUUCUGUGGGGUGCUUCACCUGUUAAUAAAAUACCUUCCUUACCAUUGGAGUGUUGCCUGCAUUUACUUUUCCAUCUUAGCUCCGUCCUUUGCACUUGGCAAUUAAAAUAGAUAAAACAUACAGAGAGGAGAAUAAAUUAAAGUAUAUUUCUGUUUCUACUCUUUGUUUGCAAUAUUUUCCCUACCUUGUCUGAACUGGAUUAUGAUGUAAUUUAAUAAAUCUUUAAUAUAACUUCAAACGAACGCUAUAGCGUUAAGGAUGAAAACAUGUAUUGCUAAUACUACAGUCUUAACAUACCUUCUUAGAUCACCCUUCCUGAGCGACUGUGAGGGUUUGAAUGGUGAGUUUUAUUUAGAUUUCAGCACUUGCUGCCACAGUCUCCUUCCUGAUGCCCUGCCUCCUUGGCUGAUAUCAUGAUGAUUAGUUAAUUCAGCCAAUCCCAUGGAGAAACAUUAGGAGGCUAGUGGGAAUUCGUGGGCGCUGCACUGCACUGCACCAAUUAAAUGCUCUCUAGGAGAGUAAUUUGAUCUGUAACCGAGUUUAACUCGGUUAUAGCUGUGGAGCACCUCUAGUGUCUGCCAGGAAUAAAACCGCUAGAGGUGUGUUAUCCCUGCAGUUUAAACAUUGCAGUUAAAAAAAAACAAAAAAAAAACUGCAAUGUUUUACAUUACAGGGCUAACCCUACAGGGCCACUGCAUCCAGACCACUUCAUUGAGAUGAAGUUGUCUGGAUGCAGUUAGUGGUCCUUUAAAGGAAAACUCAGCAUCUCAUGAAAAACACUAAUUAUAGGUUAUUUUCAAUGUUUUUUUUUUUUUUUUUUAUAAAGGUGUAAUUUCCAGGGAAGUGACAGUUCCCUUACAGUUUUCAUUUAGCUAAUAAUGUUAUAUUCAGGGAUUUUAAGAGUGCAUUCAUGCUGUAGUUCAGUCUUUACAUAAAGGAAUAAAACGAAUAUGGUAAGUGAGUACAAAUUACUUAUUAUUUUAAUGUCAUAUUUUUGUUCACGCUAUACCUGUGUAUGUAAAAAGUAAUUAAUGAAUGCCUGGCCAUGCAUUGCAGUUCUAUAAUGAAUUAACUCACAAUACACAAAAUACAGCAUCAUUCACACAACAAGGCUUUAAAAUGAGAAACUUUGAUCCAAUGGCCAUAAGGGCAAUAUCCAUCUAUAUUAUGAUAUAUUUUGAGCCAUUGGCUGGAUGAUGUUUCAAUUUGAUGUAUUCAAGAAAUUCAUUAUUGCAUAUCUUCUGGGUCUGUCACUCUGAACAACAAACUAAACAUGGUAUUCUGAUAUCUUGAUUAACUUGACACUGUGACAACACAUUUUUUUUUAAUAUUUAAAUGACGAUUUUAAAGUAGGUUAAUAACUCGCAGUGAACAACAGGACAUAAGUAAUGUUUGUAAUUUACAAAGAGUUAUAUAAGGAUAUAUUCUCAGCAUUUAAAAUGUCCUAUAAAAACUAAGUUUUUACAUUCAUAGCAGUGAUAUAAAAUCCCCAGCAAUAAGACAAAUAAGACAUAAUGUGUGAUAUAAAAUCAAAGAUGAUGUUAGUCCUUAACGUUACAUAAUGUGCCUGAAUGUCAAGGAUCAUUACAAGGUAAAAAUGCAUUAAUUGUAGCGACAUUUGUAGUGACAUUUAUAUCAUUCAUUUUGUACCCAGCCGUUUGCAGUCUUCAUAUCAAAAGAGCAAUAAAUGAUUCCGAACACAUUUUGCACUUACAUUUAAGCAGACAAGACAUAUGUGAUAGUUGUUGUUUGAUAUACGCAUGGCACGACUGUUCACUUACUCCUUUUUAGCAGUUUUUUUUUGUUUGUUUGAUAUUUAAUUUUUUUUCCCUCUGAUUAUUUGGGGUGAAUGGAUGUAUAACAGAUCUGUAUUACAAAAAAGCUCAAGGUAGUGCAUUUUAAACAUUUGUUUAGAAAUUAGUCUUUUUAAAUAGGAUACUUUCAUUUUGUUGGAUUUUCGGUAACUGGUUUCUGGUUAUGAGUAGGUCACUUUGUGAGUAGUACUUUGGUAUUGCAAUGCCUGAGGCUAUGCAUCUAUCUAUGGAAUAUUCUCUGUAUGGACACUUGGAAUGUGUCAAUCUUUAUUCCAAGAGACACUGAAGAAAUAAAAUAAAAUGGAGAUCAAAUGUAUCCAUUAAGCUAUAAUAUAUCCACGCAUGAAAUCUCAGCCGGUGUCACAGUACCUGCUCUCCAGUACAAUACACAGCCAUGACUCUUACUGGAAUAAAUUUUUCAGUGGGUGGUAAAAUUAGACUAGAUGUUUGGUGUUUUUUAUUUAACAUAGUGCUAUUUUAUUAAUAGGUUGUGUUUUUUGUUUAAUUGUAGGUGACACAAGCUGUGUUGGGAGAUGUGGUGAAGGGUAUUUUCGAGGGCAUGCCUGCCAUUGUGAUUAUACCUGUAUGUCUUUUAUGGAGUGUUGUCAGGACUUCAAGACAGUUUGCACAACAGGUAACGAGACCACCAAGCUCAUUUUAGAUUCCCCACUUAUGGACACCACACCACCUAGACCAUCACCAAAAUAUAGUAUGGAAUUAUAUUAAUUAUGCAUUGAGUUAUAUUCACUAAACUGGAAAUUUAGGAGAAUAGGCAAAAUAGCCAAGCUGGAAAAAUUCAACAAAUCAGCUUUUAUUUUUUUAUUAAAAUGUGCAAUUCGUUAGUAAAUUCUAAAUUCCUGGUUUAGUAACAUAGAACCCUGCAUUUUAAUUUGAUGCAAUAGCUAAGUUAAAAUUAUUGGUUUACCUUAAACAGGAUAUGUGGCCUCUCCCACCAAUCGAUAUCUCCACACAACCUUUAAGAUCCAUCAUUCAUUUUAAUUUGUACCACAUUUCAUUUAAUGUGUGCUCUGAAGACAGAGCUCCAUAAAAGUCAAGUCCCUUCCUCCUCUAUUGGGUAUUUUUGAUUAGUUUUGGUCUCUUCUGUUCAUACUUAUUCUUCUGUUUAAAUUUCAACCUCAAUGUUCUAAAAAAAAGUCUAAACCAAAAAUCAGUUAAUUUUCAAAUCAGAUCAGAUAAAAAACUAUAUGCUGGAAAACUUUAGUAGAAAAAUUUAUUGAUUUUGUUAAUUUACAUUAUGGAAAACACAAAAAAACUGUCAAAUCUUGGAAACACUAAAUACCCAGAAAUAUGCCAAUGGCCAAUUAUGUAACAAUACUGGAUGAUGGAACGUGUGCACAUUUGUUGAAGACCAGAUUUUAUGUUAUUUCUUGUGCUAAUCAUUAUAUUAAGCAGAGAUGCAGGUACGUACAUCACAACUAGUGUUUAUAAAGACUGUUAAUAGAUAUGUGAUUUUAGCAUUAUUUAUAGGAUAAUGUUAUGACGCUUGAGUUUUUUUAUAAAGUGGUUUAUUCACUACACCGUCAAUUCAAUUUAAAUUCCUAAAUGUUGCAAUUGACUCAAUUGGAAAAUCUAACCAAAAUAGCAGAGUUGGUUAAAGUAAAAAAAUCACAAAAGAAAAAAAUGCAUUUACUAAUGAUAAUUGUGUAGAUAUACAUAUGUAAAGUGCAAAAAUUUGUAAAUAUUUAAUAAAGUCAAAUUAUAUAUUUUUUACAUAUACAGUAUGAAAAUGCUUGACAUAUUAAAUUGCUCAUUUUUUUUAUAUUUAGAACUUGACUGUUUUGGCCUAACAUUUUCAUUUUUAUUUAUCACUGUGCACUAAAUUUAGGUAUUAUUAAAGUGAAUUAAAGGGGCACUCUACUGAACAAUAAUAGAGGGGGGAAAAUUCUCUAUUUAGUAGAUAUACCGCAGUGAACACAUAAAUGCCUUUUUGUAAUGCAUGUUUCCAUUGGGUGUCAAUGUAAAGUCAGCUUACAAAAACCCCUUCUAACUCUACCCAGACCUUCUGUGGCUGUCCAAUCACAGACUUCCCAGUGCAGCUCAAUGAGAAAUCUUUGCAAGGCAGGUGCUCUAGGCAAUUACUGCCUCUUGAGUUUAGUUCUACUGCGCUAACCAAACCAGGGAGUAACAUGGGAUGAAACAACAUUCACUUAUAAAAGUACACAUUUCUAUUGAAAUUUGAACUUUGUGUAAAAUGAAAAAAAAAGAGGACACACUCUUCAAGCAGUAAAGCAAUUCAGCGAGAUAAACAACUUUAGGCAUUUAGGAUGUUCCUUUAAAGCUGGAUGAGCACCAAUAAUGUUAGAAUAGAAAGCAUAAUUAUUACAGCAAAGUUGCAAAAUUUAGACCAAAAUAGCACAGCUGAAAAACAAAAAAUACCAGUUGAAGUUGAACAUUUGCUCCAAAUCAACUAUUGUAACAUUAAUUUUGCAAAUUAAAUGCCAACUCAAAAGAAAUCAUAUUUAGUGGAUUUUAAAAAAAAAAUGUAAAUUUAAACGUGUUUAAAUAACUUCGCAUUAUUUUCUGAUCAAGGUAUUUUCUUACAGCAUUUAGAAAAACGAUUGGUAUGUAAUUCUCUCUCUCUCUCUUUCUUUUUAUCUCUCUUUCUCUCUGUAAUUUGCAUACAUCCAUAUUACAUAUUGUAUUAUAUCUAAUGUAUUUACACAUAUUUAAUUCAGAGGCCUCAUGCAAGGGACGAUGCCAUGAAGGGUUUAUAAGAGGACAGACUUGUGAUUGUGAUCCUGGCUGUGAAAGUUAUGGAAGAUGCUGUUCAGACUACAAAGAAUCUUGUGCCAGUAAGUGCUUUUAUUCCUGCAUGCAUAAGCACCUUUUCUUUACAGUAUUUUUCUAAUUUUUAGUUCUUUAAGUGGAAAAUUAACACAUUUGUAAAUCUUAAUUCUAUAAACUGUAAUAAGUGGAAGUGGAAGCAUAUUAUUAGAAUGAUAUAUCACAUUUUAAUUCAUAAUUCUCUGAUUUAUAGCACUUUUAGUAACUUCCAAAUACUUUGAUAUCUUGUUUUUAAUUGUUAAUAGAUUAUGGAGUUAGGAAAGAGAAACAUGCAUUCUUUAUGUAGGAUAGUUUAUUGGGUUAAUGAACUUGUGGUUUAAAAUAAUUUAUUUGCACAAAAAGCAUUUCCAAACAUCCAAAGUCUUCGAUUAAGAACAACUGUAAUAGUCCAAAUAAAUUGUGAUUUUUUUUCUUAUAACUAUAGUGAUAUUUUGCUGCUUGAAUCGUACAAUUGUAUAUAAGUUACACACAUUAUUUAGACAGACAGACAAUAAAUGUUCAUACAAUUCAUUGCUGUUGUUAUUAUAGAACCAACGGAGCGUCACUCCCCACCACCUCGCAGAGAGUCCUCGCCAGCAGUUGAUGAAAGAGAUAGGACCCCUGAGCCUACAAGAAAACCAAAUGGUGAAAGAGAAAGAGAUGACUACCCUGCAGGUAACACAAAUUACCACAUUAUUGUCCAUGAAUGCUUUAUAUUUGCCAGCUAUUAUGCAGUAUCCACGUAUGUUUCAUUCAUUUCAAAACAGUUCUAGCAAAGAGUAUCCCCACCUAUCCAUUGAUGGACUGCUAGAACAUCUUACAUCCUGAGGUCAUAUAUAAAUAAACGGCAUUGAGAUUUGUUCAUUCGUCACAAGAUUUGUAAUUUGUUGCUUUAGGAAAAAAUAUAGAAUUAUUAUGUGAUCCCUCUAUGAACCUCUCUCAGACACAGAUCUCUACAAUUGUGGAGCAGCUGUUUAUAGAAACAAAUUAUAAAACAAAUCACAAACACACAAGUGAAUAUAGUGACAAGUGGGAGAUAUAUUAAUAUGUGCCUUCACAUUGGUGACAUUGUACUGAUACAUUUUUAGUUGAUUUGAAAUAAGAUGUAUUAUUGCUAUAUUAUAUUGUUUUGACCUAGAACGGUUUUGAAUAUUGUUUAGUUGCCUGCCUUUGAUUGUUAAGAGUGUUAUUCAUUAAACUGAGAAUUAUGGAACUUUAACAAAAAAAAAUCUAAUUUUAGCUAGAAUAUCUGAGUUGAAAAACAGAUAUUUUCAGGUUGAUUCACAAGUGAGAACGUAAGAUGAAUUGAAAGUGGAUUUCACGAUUAAGGUCAAACUGUAAGCAUAGCCAACACGAAAAAGUAUAUCUACAAAAUUAAAUAAGAAACCAAAUAGAGUAAUAUCACCAAUACACCAAAUAUGUGAAUUUCAAGGUUAAACUCACAAGAUAAAACAUUGUUGGUAAAAGGUCCAUCACCUAUGUAGUAGAUCUCAAAUUGAGCAUCCUCUGAAUUCUCCCAGGAGCAUGUAGGGAAACGUAAAAAAAUGAAUAUCUGCUUUAUUGUAGUACACUUACAAGAUUUAAGUGUGAGAUCUACUACAUAUGUGAUGGACCUUUUACCAACAAUGUUUUGUUUUGUGAGUUUAACCUUGAAAUUCACAUAUUUGGUGUAUUGGUGAUAUUACUCUAUUUGGUUUCUUAUUUAUUUAUUUUUUGGUAGGUAUACUUUUUUGUGUUACCUAUAUGAGGAAUUUUAGGAUUCUGUUAUAUCUACGAAUUUUGAGUUUGAAAAGAAUAAAUACAAUUUCAUGUAAAUUUCCAUUUCCCUGCAUAGCACUGCUAGGGUAAGUGUGCAAGUUUUUUGUUGUAUUAGGAAGCAUAAGUAACUUAGUAAAGUAAAGUAAAUAAGUUUUCCAGUUCAGCUCUUUUUGCCCUAAAAUUUGAAAUUCACUUUGAAUUAUAAUUUUAGUGAAUAACUAAGUUAAAGGUUUCCGUUUUGAAAAAUAGCCAAGAACUUUUGGACCACUAGAGAUGAGCUGGAAACAACUGAGUUGGUGACUGUUCCAUUUUAUAUUCUCUGGUCUAAAAUUGUAAUUCUCUUGUCAAGUCUUCACAAUUCAGGUAGACAUUUCUGUCUACCAUUAUGUCAUUAUAACUGUACAGCUUAAAUAUCAGAUUUACAGAUUCAGAUCUGGAAAAUAACCGGAUCUGGGCACACUAUAUAGGCAUUAUGUACUAUUCCACCCACUACAUCAAACUAACCAAAUAUUAGAGAUGUUUAACCCACUGUGCCUGGAGAAAAUAAAAUAGCUACAUACAGAAACAAUAUGAUGAAAAAAUGUAAGUAAAACUAAAUUAUUCCGGAAAUGUUAGAAAUAGAAGCUAACAAGGUUAUUUAGAUCAUGGAAGGAAAGAUCUAUCAGCAAUAUCAGACUGAUCAACACUAUUUUAGCAUACGGAUGCUGGGGCACAACUUGGACAACUGGGAGAAGAAGUGCCAGAGGCAUGGGCAAUUUGCCACCCUUGCCAAUUUUGAAGUAGAGAUGAAACAUAUCUGCACUGAUCUGGUUUCUCUUGGUUGUACUGAUGAACUAUUCUACUCCCUAGUGGUAGUACCAAUUAACUUGUCAACCAUCUCUGGAGGUUUGUCUGGAAAUAGCCCUGUAUGGCAUUGUCUUUGGCAUUCUUAAACUGGUGGGAUUGUUCAAUAAAGUAUGAAUUAUUCAGAAUUUAAAGACAAUUCUUUGCGAAUUUAAAUUUUAGGCCAAUUUAGCCGACUUUGAAUUUUUUUAAAUUUGGCUAUUUUUCCAAAAAUUUUAAUUUCACUUUGAAUUCACUUUGCACUUUCACAACUUGCACCUCCAUGUUCUUCUGUGGCAUAGAAGGAGAAUCAUGGGUAUAUUAUAGCAACUAGAGCAUAAAUUGGUGUAUCUGUGGGGUUCCAUGUGAAGGUUCCAAAGAGAGCAGGCUGGGGCCCCUUCAUCCAGCCAAAGCCCAGGUGGGUAUUUCCAAAAUGUUAUUGCAUGUUGUAAAAUAUUUAAUAUAGAUCCUGAACAGAGAGAUGACCCAGCACAAAGGAAAAUUCAGAAGAAAACCCCAAAACUACCCAAAAGCAGAGUAAAUGAACCGGAAAAGGAUCAAAAAGGUAGCAUUGUUGAAUAGUAUCAAGUUACUCAUAGUGAUUUCUGAUAGUUAUUCAUUCUUGUUAUCAUCUGGAAUUUCAUGUAAAGUCAUAUGUUUGACCGUCCAUAUGAGGUUUAAUAAUAUGAUGAAAAAAUAUGAUGAAAAAAUAUAAUUAAAACUAAAGUAUUCCAGUGUUAUUCCCUAGAACGCAUCCCUUUGUAGUCCAUAUUAAAACAGGUGUGCCACAAGACAGAUAAAUCAACUCUAAUAAUUGUCUGUAAACAUUCCAAUUAGAUAAUAUGGAAAUCAACAGCAAUGAGGAAAAUGAGAUAAUAUGCUCAUCAAACAGUCCAAUUUUGAGUUUGUUAUAAAAAAAAAACAUGGAAUUUUCAUCUUUUGCACCCAAAUCUGUAUGAAUUUGGUAUUUGCUUAACAUGUGAUUUAAUUUGGUAGUGAAAUCCUCAAUGACUUUAUAUGAGUAAAAGUCCUCAAUUUUUGUUCUAAGUAAACAUUGUAAAUGUAUGUACUAAAUCUCUAAUCAUGAAUAGUUGGAAGUGGGCUUUUUUUAAGGAAAUUUGGAUUAUGAUGUUUCUUUCUUUUUUUAUUGUUACAUUCUCAUCGCUUCUUGCCAUGGUAUCAUUUUGGUUCAGAUAAAAUUGUACCCUGAAUGUCUUACAAGGAAGUGAAGACACUAUGUGGGAAAUUUAUCAAAGGGUCAUGUUCCAAAAAAUGGUGCAAAGAUGUAAAAGGGGAAGUGUCACUAAAUACAUUUGCCUGAUGGUUCCACAGGUUACCAGAGUGAUGGCCUACUUGUAGAACUUUACACCAUUUUCCAGAACAUAACAUUUUGAUUACUUUCGUCCUUUGUUACAUUUGCUUAUAGAUGCGCCACAGAGACACACACCAUCAUCACCUAAAAAAAAGAUCAGAAGAAACCCUGUAAAACCAGAAGAAAGAAACUAUAAGAGAUUUAGUAAACCAGAGGAAGAGGAGCCUGAAGGUACUUUAAAUGGGAAUAUGUAAUAGAUUGGCUGCUUUGCAUGGCUGAUCUGUUAAUAUUCUCUUCCCUGUGUCAGAGUUGAGGUCAUAUCAGUUCCCAGACACACUUACUGAAUCCAUAGUUGUUUUUGAUAGGGUUGUCCAGGGUUGAAGAUUGUUCUGAAUGAGCAAAACACCAUAUUGUUAAAAGGACUCUGCAGGGGUUUGUGAUCAAGUUGAAUCACAGCACAAAGCAUUGCAAGAAGACAAAUGUAAUGUCAAGCUAUGAACUCAAUUGGCAAAUUAGGGUCCCAAGGAGCCAAUUGCACUUCUUAUUUGGUAUUAUGACAGCUAUUUAUUGCUCAACAACAAAAAUUGGUAUGUCCACAGUGACUGUAUUUUCCCAGCAAAAUAUUCAUAAAGGGAAACAAUGUCCUUUUUAUAUUGGUACCAUCUUUAAUGUUUAAAAUACAUUUGUUUUCUUUCAUUUUCAUAACGUACACUCUUUGAACAUUUGCUGUUGAAGUUUAAUUCUUUCUCAGUUAAAAAAGAAUUUCUUAGAAGAAACUGAAGACAUUCUGUUACAUUUGCUCCUAGACUUCCCACAACGAGGCGUACAAUCUUCAAAAAGGCCAACUAAAAAAACUACCAAAAGAAACCCUAAAAAAAAAAUAAAGAAGAAAUAUAAGACAUUAAUUAACCCAGAAGAUGAGGAACCUGAAGGUACUUUAAAAUGAAAUAUGUAAUAGAUUGAGCAUUCAGACCAGCCAAUCUGUUCAUAUUCUUAGCACUAUGCAAGCAUGGAGGCAGAAUCAGUCCAUCAACUCAGAAUGCAUUACAUCGAUGGAAGCUUACCUGUACAUGCAAACUCCAAGCACCAGCACCACUUUGAACCACUUUUAAAUUUAAGGCCAGUGUAGCCGAGCUUAAAGAAUAGCUGACUCAGGAUUUUUUCCAGCUUAGUUAUUUUGUCAUUGAAUUUAGAAUUCACUUUGCAUUCACUUUAAAUUCUCACUUUUGUAAAUAACCCUGUUUAAUUCAUUCCCCUGGAUGAGAAGUAUAUUUGGGCUUGCUUAUGGUAAACUAAAAAACUGACUUACAAAACAUCAGUCAAAAUAACUGAAUUGAGAAAAAAAGAAAUUCUGUUUCAGCUUUCAUUCAGUUUAGCUAUUUUUUUGUUGUACUUUCAAAUCAUCAAACUUCACAGUACAGUAAAUAAAUUCAGUAUGAUAUAUAUGUACACAUGAGCAUUAUUAAAUCAUAUUUUUUUUUAAUUCUCCAAACAACAACCACAACAAAAAAGAUAUUAUAAGUUUAUUUAAUUCAAUCUAGAUUCCCGCGAGGGAACAUCUCCAUCGUCAAAUCUUAAAAAGUCACCAAAAUAUAAGAACGGAAAGAAAAUAAAAUAUCCUCCAAACAAACCAAGAAAGAAGAAAAGGAGGAUUAUUGUAGAAUAUGAAGAUGAUCUAGAAGGUAUUUAGUAAAGAUGGGCAAGUUUUGGAGCAGAGUUCCUGCACCAAAGGACAAAGAUUUGAGUCCAAAAGAGUGUCUCAAAUCUCUGCGCCCAGGUCAACUGAUGUACAAAGCAAUAUCUUGUUUUUGUCCUUAAAUGGUUUGAGCCUUCUGCUUUCUGAGAAAAUCUAAUAUCUAUUUGUGAAAAAGAUGUCAUUGAAGAGAGUCUGUAGGUCAAUGGCUGUUGUGGUCACUACAAGCUAUAGAAUACCCUUACUACUGAUGUCUCCUUCUUCCAAAGGUGUGAACAUUGGUAUUUCUGAAAUGUAUUGACAUCUUUCAGUUUCUUUCUCAAAUUCCCAAAACCUCCAAAAUAGGAAUCCUACCCUUUGUGUUCUUUGCAAUAAAUACAUGAACGUCUUUUCUACAUUGUACGAGUGAUAUUCAACCUUAUAACCUUCAUCUUCAACAGAUUGACUGUUUUUAUUCUUUGUCUGUGUGUUUUGUCAUUAAGAUGCCUUGUAACAAUAUUGCAUAUUGAUUUCAUAAAUUAGUGUAUACAAAUAAGUUUUGCUCCUCUAUAUAUGUACAAACAAAUAUAUAUAUAUAUAUAAUUAUUAAUUUAUUAUUAAUAUUGCGCCAGCACUUUAUUAUUUAUAUAUAAAUAAAUUGUCCGCACUCAAAGGACUUUGACCCUAUAGGGUCAUUAUCAAUAUAGGGCUUGAUAAUAACCACAUAGGGUCAAAACUUUAUUGUUUUUAGCAUGUAUUAGUAAAGUUUUGGUUACAUUGGAAAAAUCUGGUCAAAGUUUCAGUCGUACAACCAGGUCUUGAUAAAUGUCCUGGUAGUAGGACUAAAACAUUGAUCAGAAUGUUCAUAGGUGUCUAUAUUGAAAAUAAAGACUUUUUUUGGCAAAGUCCCUUGAGCGCUCUCUAUGUGAAGAAAUAUAUUGCAUGGUUGUAAAUUUCACUAUAGCAUCCAGACCAGAAUUGGUAAGUGAGAAGCUGCAAAAUUGGGUAUCUUGUGGGUGAACUAGAAUGACCCAUCGAAAAUUAUAUUACAUAUUAUUACAAAACAUUGAAAAUAAAUUAAGACAGAAAUAAAAUGAAUCAUGGUGGCAUGGAAGGCAACAGUUAUGAGUUCUAAUAUCAAAUAUCUUGGGUUAUGGGCAGGGCCGGUGCUAGGAUUUUUGACUACACAGGUGAAGAUGCAUUUUGACGCCCCUCCCCCCCAAAAAAAACCCAAUGCAUCUUCACCUCUGUGUCUCGUAGCCCCCCUUUUGAAUUUCUUACCCCCAUUAGUGUUGCAUAUCCACUCUCUUGAAUGUCUUACCCCUUUGGCCCCUUUGUGCCUUACACCCCCCUUUAGUGUGUCUCCUACAACCCCUCUUAUGUAUUUCUUACUUCCCUGCCAGCCCCUUUCUGUCUCUUUCUUCCCCCCAGGCCCUAUCUCUCUAUCUUUUUCUCCCAUAUAGAUAUAGAUACAGGCAAAAAUACAAACAUGCACAAAAACACAAACAUACAGAUACACAACCAUACAAGCACACAGAUAUAAUUAUUCAGGCACACAGUCACAAAGAUAUACAGACACACAGUCAAAAAAGGCACACAAUCAAACAAACACAGUCAUACAAUCUACACAUACAGGUACACUGUCAUACAAACACAGACAUACAUUCCUACAGACACAGGCACACAGAGAAAUACAGACACAGACAUAAAGAAACAUAGAGACAGGCAACACUCCAAUAGUAAGGAUGGUAUAUUUAUUGGUAGGUGAACCACCCCAUAGAAAGUGUGAUGUUUCUGCUCAGCAGAGCCUUAAUCAUGCAAUAAUUAAUCACUCAAUAAGGCUCUGCUGUUGCACUUUCUUUGGGGUGGUUCACCUAUCAAUAAAUAUGCCAUCCUUACUAUUGCAGUAUUACCUGCGUUUAUUCCUUUUGAAGACUUUACUGGUGGAUCCAGCGAUGUCCGUCUGACACAGAGCAUCCAUCACUGUGAAUGGUCGGAGCAUUUACACGGUAUCAGUGUGCAGGGUUAUUUGUUUGUCUGUGUAUGCCUUGUCUGUAUGUCUCUUUAUGACUGUCUGCGUAUGACAUACAGAUAAACUCACACUGACAUACAGACACACUGACACACAUAUACAUACUGACAGACAUACAGAUACACACAUACACAAUGAUAGACAUACAGAUUCACACACACACAGACACACUGACAGACAUACACAAACACACACACAGACACUAACAGACAGACAUACACACACACACACAAUGACAGACAUAUAGAUACACACAGACACACUGACAGACAGACAUAUACACACACAGACAGGCAUACACACAGAGACACACUGAAAGACAUACACACACAGACACUGACAGACAGACAUACAGGCACACUGACACACACACACACACUGACAGACAUAUAGAUACACACUGAUGGAUAUACACACUUUUCUAGCCAUUCUCCUGUUUCAUACUUUUUUGGGUUCAGGAGGGUGACUUACCUGGAUCCAAAGUGCUGCCUGAGGUAGUUGAGAGUUGGAGGAGUUGGUCCUGCCCAGCCCCCCUCCUCUCUGCCUUCUCCUGCUCUCGCUGCUCUAGUCUUCUUGGGAGGAAGUCCUCCCAUGCUUAGAAGAGGGCCGCAGUAGCUCCGCCCCUGCUGGGCGCCAGCCGCACUGUGUGCUACAGAGGGAGCAGAGAUAUGACGUGUUGAUAUCCCCGCCCCCUCCACACAGCCCGCGGCACUGCAGGUUGGCGCUCACAAGAAGUGACCGGCAGGAGAGGCCACCCCAGGACAUUUGCGCACCCGGGCCAGUGCGCCCUAAAGCGGCCGCCUGUGCCGCCUUAUGGACGCGCCAGUCUUGGUUAUAGGCCAAAAAAGUCACUCAGCUCCUGCUGGUGCACGUAUAAACAGUAUAAAGAAACCCUAAAUUAAAAAAAUAACAACAAUAUAGUAGAUAUAAUCCCAAAGAAAAUAUGCAUAUGAUUUGUUUUGCAUUGUUUCUUUGGGGGUAUAUGAAAUUUUGGCUUGCAAUACCUUCAGAUCUAAUAUCUGCAGCUACUGCGAGUUCUUCCAUUCUUCCUCCCAGCACAGACUUUCUGUGUCUGUCUAAUAACAGAUUUAUUUAUUUAUAAAAUGAAAAAAAGAGGGGACACACUUGUUGCCAUUUAAUAAGGUUUAUGAUGUUUAAUGGGAAUAUUUAAUAAACAAUAAAAAAAUAUAUAAAUUAUACAGGGUUCUUUGUAUAGUUUGGUCAGAUUAGAUAUUAAACCAUUACUUACGUAAAUUUAGGACACUGACAUUUUGCCUAACACUACUUGAUUGUUAAACCUACUACUUUUAUUUAUUUUUUAAUUUAAUUUUAAAAUGUUUAAAUAACUAUACUUUUAAUUCUGUUGCAGACCCUGAUCAAGAUCCUGAAACAUCCAAACCUAGAUCCCCUCCAAAGAAUAAAAAGAAGCCUGCCAAAAAGCCUAAGAAAAACCCCAAAAAGAAAAAGGUUCUUGCAGAAUCAGAAGAAAAAAUUGAAGGUAAGGAAACCUAUAGUUUAUUAAAAGUACAGUAACCACUGUAGCGUUAUGAAUUCAUAUGUCUUCCUAUUGCUAGAGUCUUGGAGCCCCUUAUCAUAUUGCGCCCCCUAACUGUGCAAAAAAUCGAAAGAAAUGAAAAUGAAAACUUUUCUCCAGCACCGAGUCUCCCUCAGACCUCCUGCAUCCUCCUCCUCAGGUUGUAUCAUCCUACAGGUGGGACAAUCCAAUGCUCCUCAUAGAGGAGCACUGGGGAUUGUAUGAGCCAUGAUGCGCCUACGAUUCCUCCAUAGAAAAUGGUCGACUGUGAUGGCAACAUUGUGAAGUAAGAUUCCUAGCUCUCAUACCCAGAGGGCUUGGAGACGUGGCUGGAAAUCGCUCUUCCAAGCUUUUUUAAUCAGUUUAAUAUUGGGAUUUGGGGGAUAGUACAGGGACGUGGACAGGCACCAGCCUGAUUAAGUAAAUGGUCCAGUUCUUACCUAUGGGGACCAUCACGAGUGAUGACCUACAUUUGUGUCCAGUCCCAGGAAUUGAAACACUGAACUAAUCAAAUAUCAUAUUUCCAUUGCAGAAUCUGAAGAAAAUGUGUCAUCUUCAUCCUUCUCUUCUUCGUCUUCUUCCUCGAGCGUGAAGGGAAGCAAAACUACCAAAAAGCUUUCAAGGAAAAAUCUGAAGAAAAACAAACCAGGAGAUGAAGAUAACCCAGAUGAUGGUAUGAAAGAUGUUCUGCUGAACAGAACUUUGAUCUCAAGGAACAUAUAUGUCAGUGUAAGGGAAGGAACUUUAAAACUGGCUAGUGGAAGUUGUAGCAGAACAAUUAUAGUUACACGCUUUCACCGUUAAUGUAUCCACAAAGUUCUAUCGUAUUUAUUAACCCCUUAAGAACACAUGACGGAAAUAUUACAUCACAAUUCCCUUUUAUUCCAGAAGUUGUGGCCUUAAGGGGUUAAAGGUGAAGAUAUAUUGAUUACCUUAUUGUAUAAGAUCAUUUAUGUUUCAUCAAACGAAGUAAGGUUUCAAAUAUUUAUUUCAGCAGCCAGCUAAUUUUGUUUCAUAAUUUUUUUUUUUUUUUAAAUGAGGCUUAAAUAUCCAAACAAAAAUUAGAGUAUGUUUCCAUGGUUUUGUUGCCAGAUUCAACCAAAUUAUCAGUGCAGGUAGGGACUUAAAUUGGGGACAGCGAAAUCCUUUGUGCAUUCCUUUGCUACCCUUGUGUGGUUAAGUGGAUUAUCACAUCACUGGAGAGUAGAAAACUUAUAUAGGAGAACUUGUACCUGUUCUCAAGAAAUACAAAAUAAAACACAUGCAUUUACAUAAUUUAUUAGGGUACAGGUAUUUGUAUUAUAUUGGUAUAAAUAUAUUUGAUGGGUAUACCUGUACAUGUCAGAAUCCUUUAGAUGAAUAUCACAGAAAUAAAAAAUGGCUGAUUACAGAUAAAUGGAGUGGAAUGAUGAAGGAAGAGUAUUUAAUAGAUAGUCUCACCUUGCCGACUGACUUACCUAGUCAAAAUAUAUGAUUUCCCUGCUUUUUACAAUGAGGAAAUCUUCCCAUGGGAAUUUAGAAUUAAGCACUAAUAUUCUGCAACAUUUUCAUAAAACUCCCUUAAUAUGUAUAUCCGUUUCCCAAAAUGUUUCUCUCUAAAUAAUAAUGCAAUUAUUCAAAAUCACUGAUUUAAUCACUGACAUUACUCUAAGACAAUAUUCUUAUAACAAAUUAACUGGUGGGAGCAUGCAAAAAUCAUAUUCUAAAUAUUACAGAACCAAAAAAGAAACGUCCAACACCUGUAGAUGAUGAAGGCAAACCCAAGAAGCCCAGAAGACCAAAAAUGAAAGAAGAGGAGGAUGACCCAGAAAAUCCAGAAACUCCACCAGAAGGUUAGAACUUUAUUUUGUUACUACAGAUGGCACGAGAUAAAGGCAUCCAAUACAACCCAGUUGAUUUAAACCAAAUUACGAAAAUAGUCCUUCAAACACAUAACAAGACAAGAUGUGUAAUUACGUGGGACACUUUAUAAUCAUUUCAGCAGCUUAACUGAUAUUCAUAUCAAAUGGUGUGAAUUUUUAGACUGCAAGCCACAGUGAAAUUUGCUUAAAAGGGGAAAUGUCACAAGUGGAACAACUAAAGGUUAGCUGUUAGAUGUGCUUAUGUACAUUUAUUUAUUUCUCAACUGGAUCUACUUUGACCUGUGCUACUGUGUAUGCAAAUUUCAAUGCCUUAGUUUAAAGGACCUCUCCAAGCACUGUAACUACUACAAUCAGCUGUAGUAGUUGUGGUACCAUGAGUGCCCCGGCACCCCAUCCCAAGAUAUAUAAAAUUCCUGUGUCCUGGUGGGUACCCACAGCCCUUGUUUCUGCAGUUCUUCUACAUGGAGUGUUCUUUUAAUUGAGUGUUUGAAGUUAUGUCAUUCCCGAAGCAUGUUACAUUACAAAUUAUUCCUAGUACAUCAACAUUGUUGUUGCUGAAAGUUUGCUGCCUCUUUCUUUGCAACCUUCAACUACCCCAACUGAAGAAUGAACCAUUACCGCAUGUGGCUUAGUCAUUAAACUGGGACAUGGGGAAAAUCAACAAAAGAAUUGCAAAGUUUAACAGAGCUGGAAAAAAAUAGCUUGGAAAUGUGAACUUGAAUUUGAGAAUUACAAUUUGUGUGUAUAUAUAUACUGUAUUAUAUGUUUAAUUCCUUGAUAGUUUCCCAACAAUUCCUGGUUUAGUGAAUAACCCUUAGAAGGUGAUAUAGAAACAUUGUGAGUGUAUUAAUAUCAAAUGUAUGUUUAUAUUAACAUUUACAUCACUCUUGGCCUGCUGUAUUCUUUAGGAAGUUUGCCUGGGUUAAGGUUUGUCCUUUAGAUUUUGUUUUAGAAAGGAAUAUGAACAAUUCCUUCUUGGGUAAUAUGUUUUAAAGUUUUUUUGUAUCAAUGUCCAUAAUUAGGCUAGAGUUCUGUGCCAGGUAUUCAUAACAUGUAUAUGUUCUCAAAGAUCCAAAUCACAAAGAUGGCAAACCUAAAAAUCCUAAAGACAAGGAUAGAGACGAACCAGAGGAUCCAGAUAGACUCCCAAAAGGUAAGGUUUAGUUUAAUGAGUGCAUGCACCUUACACCCUAUAAAAGCUAUCGUAAGGAUGAUCAUUAUACCUCCUUCCAACGACUCUUUAACAUAGGCAUUCUUAAUCUUAGGUUCAGAACUCAAAUCUGAGGUCCCCAACAUUGGAACAGACACAUCAUAUCUUUUAAAGCCCAAAUUGCCCACAAAUACAUGGUUUACUAUAGGUGACAUUUCCUUUUCCAGUGUAAUGGAGAUCCUCUUGACAUUUCGAAGAGAGCUUUUCUGAAUUUGUUGUAGUGUUUAUUAUACUACAAAUUAAGAACUCUUUACUUGUGCUAAUUUUACACCUUAAAGAAUUGAUCAUCAAGCUAUUGUUAGGUAUAUAAUUUACUACGUGAAACCGUAAAGGGCAAGAUUAGCCUUAUAUAUAUUGUUUACCAUGUUUGGGAAUCUUUAGUAUUCACUAUACACAGCCCCUAGUUCUUAAUAAUAACUACAGAGCAUAUGAGAAAAAAAAAAUAAGAAGAAUAAAUAAACCAAUCAAUGUUUGCUACAGUUCAUUCAUACUCUUAAUUAAUGAGACUGUAUGGCACUCAGGGAGUACAAAAUCUAUAUAUCUCACCAGACCACCAGGAAUCAUAAAAUAACCUUAGUUUAGUAUAAUAUACCCAGGGCAGAAUGACAGGACAUGAUCUAAUUUUAUGGAUCAGGAUUUGCAAUCUGUUUUAUUCUCCUAUAGAAGUUGCUUCAAGAUCCAAAACAUUAUUUAUAUCAACAUUUAAAAUAAAAAAUAAAAAAUAGAUGUUAUAGUUUAGGCUACUUGAGCUCAGGAUGAUUUCAAGAGACCUAAUCUGAAUUUAUGCCCAUUUAUUCAUUAAAAUAAUAUUUUUUUUUAUCAUUACAGAACCAAAUCAACCUGAUGGCAAGGAAGACAAACCAAAGAAACCUAAUGAAGAUGAUGAUCCAGACAGAAACCCAAAAGGUUAGGACGUAAUAUAAUAUAGUAGUAUGAUGUAAAUAUACAGAAAAAAAUAUGAAACGAAAAACACUCUACUUUAAAAAGAUCACAAAAUAGUAAUAGCAUGAUUCUAAAAAGAUACAUUUAUAUCUGUUGAAAUCACACUUGUGAUUUUGCUUGGAACUAAACCAGCAAUGAUGGGGUAUUGACAAGGGACCUUGAAACUUUUCAGUUAUGGAACAACUUGUUUGUCAAUUGAUGCAAACUAAACAAAGAUAAAAUUAAAUAUAUAUAUAAAAAAAAUUGCGCAUGUGUCCUCUAUCGAUAAGUGAAAAUAAUGUUUUUAAAAUAAUAGAAUCAAUGUAUUUUAAUGUACACCUUUUACACCAAACUGUUGUACACCUUAUAUACCUGACAAAUUCCCAAAAUAAAGAAUUAAACAAAAUAAAAAUAACAGAACAAAAUCAGGGGUUACCUAUUGAUAGGUAAGAAACCUAAAACCCAAGAUCAAGAUGACAAGAAAGGAGAGGACACUGAUGGAAUGUCCUUAUCUGAAUUCAUAUCCUCCAUGGAUAUAUUAAAAUAAUUAUUUUAGGGGGCGUGGCCUAGCAGCAAGCAGCUCCUAACGGAAUGGAACAUUUCAAUACAAGAUGCUCCCCCAUCAACUGCAGAUGGUGGACCUCCCAAAAGGAGGAAGAGGCAACCACGCUCCGCAACUACACAAGGGCGCCCCUAGCAGAGACCUACCUAUACUCAUGUGUGGGUGGACCAGCUCUCAAAAAGGACAGGUCGUAUGCUCUGUCCAUGUUUAAACACACUUACUCCUUUACAAUCAGAAUGCUGGACUUAAAGCAUAAAUGCACACUGUCAUGGCGAUACCAGAGCCCUGACUGAUUGCUCUCGUAAUUAUACAUUGUAAAAAUGUUUGUUCUUAAUUCAUAUACUCACCCCCAUAGUGGCUUCCAUAUUAGAGCCACAAUAGAAACCGUUACACCAAGCACUGCACCGCUAAGGUGCAGUGAAUGUAAUGUUGUACAUAAUUACUUUUUGGUUCAGACAUUUUAUUAUGUUUUCUUUUUCUUCAAACCCAACAGACCAUAAGUCCCAUGCUCCAAUUCUAUUAUAACACCAUAAUGAGAGGUACACAGGUACCUUCUGGCAGAGGCCAGAAAAACCCUAAGAAACCAAUAGAUAAAAGUCAAUUAUACCUUCUACAAUUAGUCCACAACCUAUACCACUUCUAUAAUGGUACUUAAAUUCUGCUCCUUAAAUGCCAAAGGGCUAAAUUCCCCCCAUAUAUGCUGAUGAGCCCUACACGAGGCGAAAUCCCUAGGUGCUCGUAUAGUGUUCCUUCAAGAGACGCAUUUCAAAUGGGGCAACCGACCUAAAUUUAACUCCCCAGCAUAUCCUACAGAUUACCACUCAUGCUACGCAACCAAAAAGAGAGGGGUAUCCAUUCUUAUCAGCAAGGAUGUAGCAUUCUCUUUAAUACGCAAAAUAGGGGAUAAGAAUAACAAUAUUUAUACCCUGAUUAAUGUAUAUGGACCUAAUACUAACCAAUGUGAUUUUGUAGAUGCACUACUUGGAUUGGUGUCUGCGCAUGCAUUGGGGGAGGUAAUCAUUGGAGGUGGCACAAAUUUUCUAUUAGAUAGUGACUUAGACUCCUCCCGAGGUCCAAAAUUGGCCGCCCAAACGGUAAAGAGCAGGUCCAAGCUGACCUCGCGAAUAUGCAACAAACUGAAUACACACAAUCUCGCAGACCCGUGGCGGGUUACACAUCCCACAGAGAGAGACUAUACGUACCACACAGCGGUCCACAACAGUUAUUCUAGAAUAGACAGAUAUUUAAUCCACACUUCCUCUCUCACAAAGGUUGAGCACACUGACAUUGGUUUAAUCUCCUGGUCAGAUCAUGCCCCUAUCACCUUAUCAUUAAGAGAACAAUUCCCCAGCACAGGAAGAGGCAGCUGGAAACUGAAUGAACAAUUGCUCGCAGACCCCGAAGUGGUCAAGCAAAUAGAACAGGAACUGCAACACUACUUUAAGGAGAACAAAACCCCAGACUCGCCCCUUGUACAAAUCUGGCUGGCACACAAAGCCUUCAUAAGGGGAUGCUUUAUUAAACACGCCAGUUACCCAAACCAGGUAAAUCUAAAGACCAAUGUAAAAACUUCAGGCCCAUCUCCCUACUAAAUAGCGACGCCAAAAUCUAUGCAAAAUUGUUUAGUGAAAUAUUAGCACCACUCAUGCAUAAGCUGGUCCCCAAUGACCAGUCGGGGUUCGUGAGGGGGCACCAGGGCUCUGACAACUCACGGAAGGUGCUGAAUAUGGUAGCGGGGAUGGAGGGGGAGCAACUCGGGGGUCUUUUCUUGGUGCUGGACGCUGAAAAGGCCUUCGACAGACUAAAUUGGCAUAUGACAAAGGUACUAACCAAAUAUAAUUUCCCCGAGGAGACCAUCAGGGGCAUAAUGGCACUAUACGCAAAACCCAGGGCUGACCAUACGCACUCUUAAAUCCGCCUUUGAUCUGGACUGGCGGUCGACAUACAUAAUGUAUUUGGGAGUUAAAAUUGCCACUUCAAUUGACAAUGUAGUGAAACUUAACUACAAACCCCUUAUACAGCUAUGCAUCACAGAGACACUAAAAUGGAAAACUGCAAAUCUUUCAUGGUUGGGACGUGUAAAUACAUAUAAAAUGAUGCUAUUGCCGAGAUUGCUGUAUAUAUUUCGCAUGCUCACUAUAGACAUCCCCGCAGCAAUCUAUAAAUGUAGCAAUCUUAAAUAUACAGAAAAAAAUAUUAAAAUAUAAAAAGAGAACACUCUCUUUUGAAAUGAUUACAACAUGGUAAUAGCAUAAUUCUAAAAAGAUGAGUUUCUAUCUGUUGAAAUCACGCAAUGUUGAUUGGAAUGUAUUCACUAAACCAUCAAUAGUGAAGAAUUGACAAGGGGGCCUUGAAGCUUCUCAGUUAUGCAACAGCUUGGUUGUCUUAGCUUAAAUGUUUUAGUUUGGUUUUCAAUUGAUGGAAACUACACAAAAAUAACAUAUUUUCAAUUCCUUGCUCAUUCCCCAACAAUUCCUGGUUUAAUGAAUAACCCGUAUAAUGUGAUGUAGAAACAUUUUGAGUAUAUUAAUAUCAAAUGUAUGUUUAUAUUAACAUUUAUAUCACUCCAGGCCUGGCGUAUUCUUUAGGAAUUAUAUAUUUAUGUCCUUAUCUGAAUUCAUACCCAUCGAUAUAUUAAAAUAAUUAUUUUAUAAUCACAGAACCAAAUCAACCUGAUGGCAAAGAAGACAAACCAAAGAAACCUAAAACUCCAAAAGACGGGGAUGAAGAUGAUGACCCAGACAGAAACCCAAAAGGUUAGGACGUAAUAUAAUAUAGUAGUAUGAUCUAAAUAUACAGAAAAAUUAUUAAAAUAUAAAACGAAAACACUCUCCUUUGAAAUGAUCACAAAAUAGUAAUAGCAUGAUUCUAAAAAGAUACAUUUAUAUCUGUUGAAAUCACACUUGUGAUUUUGCUUGAAACUAAGCCAGCAAUGAUGGGGUAUUGACAAGGGACCUUGAAACUUUUCAGUUAUGGAACAACUUGUUUGUCAAUUGAUGGAAACUAAACAAAAAUAAAAUGAAACAUAUAUAUGUAUAUUUUUUGUGUGCAUAUAUCCUCUAUCGAUAUGUGAAAAUAAUGUUUUUAAAAUAACAGAACCAAUGUAUUUUAAUUUUAAUAACCUUUUACACUGAACUGUUCAACACCUUAUGUACCUGAAAAUUUCACAUAAUAAAGAAUUAAAACAAAAUAAAAAUAACAGAACAAAAUCAGGGGUUACCUAAUGAUAACGACGGAAGACAUAAGAAACCUAAAACCCAAGAUCAAGAUGACAAGAAAGGAGAGGACACUGAUGGAAUGUCCUUAUCUGAAUUCAUAUCCUCCAUUGAUAUAUUAAAAUAAUUAUUUUAUAAUCACAGAACCAAAUCAACCUGAUGGCAAAGAAGACAAACCAAAGAAACCUAAAACUCCAAAAGACGGGGAUGAAGAUGAUGACCCAGACAGAAACCCAAAAGGUUAGGACGUAAUAUAAUAUAGUAGUAUGAUCUAAAUAUACAGAAAAAAAUAUUAAAAUAUAAAAAGAGAACACUCUUUUGAAAUGAUUACAAAAUGGUAAUAUCAUAAUUUUAAAAAGAUACGUUUAUAUCUGUUGAAAUCACACAAUGUUGAUUGUUUGGAAUGUAUUCGCUAAACCAUCAAUAGUGAAGAAUUGACAAGGGGGCCUUGAAGCUUCUCAGUUAUGCAACAGCUUGGUUGUCUUAGCUUAAAUGUUUUAGUUUGGUUUUCAAUUGAUGGAAACUACACAAACAUAACAUUUCAUAUAUAUAUAUAUAUGUCCUUAUCUGAAUUCAUACCCAUCGAUAUAUUAAAAUAAUUAUUUUAUAAUCACAGAACCAAAUCAACCUGAUGGCAAAGAAGACAAACCAAAGAAACCUAAAACUCCAAAAGACGGGGAUGAAGAUGAUGACCCAGACAGAAACCCAAAAGGUAAGGACUUUAUAAUUUAAAUAUUUACAAAAUUGUAUUAAAAUAUAAAAAUGCAAACAAUCUCAGGGGAUGUGUCCUGCCCUUGAGCUGAAAGGACACACAAAAGUGAAGAUCAACUAUCACCCAGCUUUAAACAACGGCUAAACCUUGACGAGACAUCGCAAAAAUAGCACAAUCUGCUGGAGAUGGCACACAAUAAAACGAGGAAGAUCUUAAAGGCAAAUUGCUUUACGGCCUAAGGCUCCCAGAGAUAAACACAUGCCAAAAAGGACAAGUGGAUCAGUGCUGAGUGACCAAUCAGUGAAUAUAUUUGCUUUAAAAAAUGGACAGCAAACCUUAUGUAUGGGGCUCCCUCACAAACUCCAGAAAGAAGAAAAAAACAGUAAGAUAAAAAUAGGUUGUGCCGAAAAAAACGUUAAAAUGGAGUAAAUGACCAACUAAUGAAAGAUAAAAUACAGUAUUGAAAUUAUAGAAAUUGAAAAAUACAAGUUACAAAACAAACAAUAAAAAGAGUCCAAUAUUUUAAAAUUAGUAAAAAGUCUAAACUUUGAUGUACAGCAAAUAAGAAAAUGGAGUAAACUUGUAUUUUACCAUUUUUAUUAUCUCAAUACUGUAUUUUAUUAUCUUCCAUCAGUUGGUAAUUUACUCAAUUUUAACGGUUUUUCAGCACAACCUAUUUUUAUUUUACUGUUAAACACAUGCCAAGCCUAGCCAAGAUAGCAGUGAGGAAGAACAGGAAUCUCCUCAAAGCCCGCACACAAAUGAUGGCUUAUCUUUCUCUCCCGGAUGUGCUAUCUGACAACAGCGGUUAGUGAGAUUAAGAAAGAUAUUCAACCCAACCCUACAUUGGGAAAUGCAAAUAAUUGUUAUUGUUCUUGUAUAUAUGUUGAUUGAUGUAAUGCUUCAUUUGUUUGUUAUGAACACCUGUUACGUUAGUGUUCAUCACCGUCCAACCCACCCCACCCAUCCCACCCCCACCAGUAGGGUACUAAAACCCAGGGUACUGAACAAAGCUGAAGAGCAUGGGCAGCAAAGAGGGAACACAAGCACGCAGGGGAAACCGCAGGAAACCCAGUCGGCCGAUUGGACCAGGGGCGGCAAAGACACGACACAAAAGUACAGUCUCAGGGCUAACGGGAGAGUAGGAAGGAAUACAGGGAGAACCCAGCCAGAUAUAGGUCCGCAUUGCCAAACAGCAAUAUACCCCAUAAAACAUGAAAAUAUAUUGCCAUAACGUAAAAGGGUUAAACAUCCCAGUCAAAAGACACUGCCUAGUCCGGGAUCUGCGCAGAGUACGCCCAGAUGUGGUAUGCCUACAAGAAACUCACCUCAAGCAGACGACGACCAUAGCGCAGGCAUACUUCCCCACGCAGUACCAUAGCACCUAUACGUCCAAAACAAGGGGGGUGUCAGUCCUAAUCAGUAAGGAUGUGUCCUUUAAGCUGAUAUAUGAACACGUAGACAAUCAAGGGCGAUACAUAAUAUUGGUCUGCGAAAUUAACAACGCGGAAUACACGAUAAUCAACAUAUACGCACCAAACACAAACCAAAGAAACUUCUUACAUAAAUUGCUCACACAGCUAGCACACCUACAAAGGGGAAUCACUUUCAUAUGUGGGGACAUGAAUCAUAUUCUGGACCCACGAUGGGACACGUCGGUCCCAACCCACACACCUAGAGCGGCAACACUGACGCGGGAAUGCAAACCUCUAACACGACUGAUGAGUGCGCACGAUUUGUAUGAUGCAUGGAGAGUGCUGCACCCGGAGGAGAGAGACUUCACUUUCUUCUCCCAAGCGCACAACACUUACUCACGCAUAGAUGGGUUUUACAUAAAAGGCACAUUCCUCAACCAACUAAAGGAUUGCUCCAUAGGCACCAUCACGUGGUCAGACCACGCCCCUGUCACCUUAGAACUACAUGACGCUUAUGAAUAUCGCCCUGGCGGCUCAACGAAUCGAUACUACACAACGAGCAGUUCGGCGAGCAAUUAGCCGAAGAGAUUAAGCAGUACUUUAAGACGAACACACACCCAGACACCUCCCCUGAAACCCUAUGGCUAGCACAUAAACCAGUAAUCAGAGGAUUGAUCAUAGGGAAAACCAGCGCGUUAAAGCAGAAAUCACAAGCAAAACUAAAGGAACACUUGACAGCCCUCUACCGCCUUAAUAAGCAAAACCAAUUGACCCCAACACCGCUGUUAAAAACACUAAUACAAGAAAAGUUAGAGGAAAUCAAGACACAUGACCUGGCGAAGAUGGGAUUUAGCCUUAGGAAACUCAAAGCAACACAAUACACACAGGGGAACAGGGCAAGCAAACUUUUAGCCAGACGACUAACACAACAAAGCAUAAAGGCAAAAAUCCCAUACCUGCUGAACUCACACGGGGAAAAAAAAGUGACACCAAAAGAAAUAAGCGACAUUUUUGCCGAAUACUACACGACACUGUACAAUCUAAAGCAAGACCCUAACACAACACAUCCAACUCCUGGACACAUAGAGCGCUACUUGGACAACAUAACCCUACCCUCUCUAUCGGAGGAGCAAAUAGAAUCCCUACAAGUCCCCAUCACCACAACGGAAGUCCUGCAAGCCAUCACACGCUUACCCCCCGGGAAAGCACCCGGCCCUGACGGUCUUACGAACACAUAUUAUAAGAAAUAUGCGGGAAUACUAGCGCCACACCUGGCACACCUGUUUAACGCAGCAACCCAAAAAGGAGAGGCGCCUGCGGAAAUGCUGGGGGCCCACAUAGUCACUCUACCCAAACCAGGAAAAACCCCCACCUGCAGUCAAAACUUUAGACCAAUUUCAUUGCUCAACACUGACACUAAACUAUAUGCUAAAAUCCUAGCCACUAGACUGACCCACAUCAUCCCCACAUUAAUACAUGACGAUCAAGUGGGCUUCACCACUGGGCGACAAGGGUCGGACAAUACAAGAAAAGUAGUGGACCUAAUGCAGUGCUUACUCCGUAGCCGGGGGGGGGGGUCCUCCUAUCCCUGGAUGCGGAAAAGGCGUUUGACCGUCUAAACUGGUCUUUCCUGCAAGCUGUACUCCAAAAAUACAAGUUCCCCCAGGGAUUCCUGAGGGCAGUACAGGCAUUGUACUCCCACCCCACAGCUAGAGUACUCAAUGCAGGGUUUAUAUCUAAACACAUCACAAUAACCAAUGGCUCUCGACAGGGCUGCCCCCUAUCCCCGCUAUUGUACAUCCUAGCGCUGGAGCCACUGGCAGCAGCGAUAAGAGCAAACCGGUCCAUAAAGGGUAUAACCCUGGGAGACAGAGAGUAUACACUCAACCUUUUUGCAGACGACAUCCUUGUAACGAUCACACACCCCCUCACAUCCCUGCCAAAUUUAAUGACACAAAUACGUGAAUAUGGGGAGGUCUCGUACUACAAGCUGAAUAUCACCAAGACGCAAGCUCUAGGGAUAGGACUUAACGCGGACCUAUUGGGCAGGUUACAGACGGCAUUCCCGCUGGACUGGAGAAAUGACUACUUGACGUUUCUGGGACUUAAGCUAUCCAAAAACCCAGCACACCUUUUUAAACUAAACUACGAGCGCAUACAAACAGAAAUCAUAGACACCAUACAAAAAUGGAGAGGUAAAUUUCUUUCGUGGACAGGCCGCAUAGCAGCGGUAAAGAUGACACUCAUACCUAAAAUCCAGUACCUAUUUAGAACACUACAAAUACCCGUCCCGAAAGCGUACAACACUCAUUAAGCACAUUCGUCUGGGAAGGGAAAAAGGUACGAGUAGCAGCAGGAACACUACACCAAACAGUGAGCAAAGGCGGGCUGGGUCUGCCAAACCUAACAACGUACUGUAGGGCAGCUUAUCUACACAACAUAGCCCAAAUUAACCGCCCGGCCCAAGCCCCGCAGUGGGUAGCAAUAGAAUCCCACUGGGCCCCACAACACAACCUCAGGGCGAUACUAUGGCUACAGAAGUGCCCCAAACACAUAAGAGAAAACCUGCUACCCAGCACACAGAACUUGAUGAGGGUAUGGAACACAAUGAGAAACAAUUUGGUGUCCAACCCCAAAUUACCCCUGGCCACACCAAUACAAACAAUAGGCAUGGAAAUACCUACAUUCCGUGAAGACACCUGGAAGAGAGGGGGAAUACACCACAUAUACCAGGUCAUUGACAGAGGCAAACUGAAAACACUACCAGAUAUACAAACGGAAUACACACUGCCCACCACAAUCGCAUUUUCCUACCUGCAACUUAAAUCAUAUAUAACAGGCAAACUAAGCAAACAACCGGGUAUAGCAGAUGAAGCAACCAUGACGGUUUUUGAAAAACAAUGUGUAGGAAUAGCACCACUAAAGAAAUCAAUGUCAUGGGGAUACCAUAAGUUAACCCUAACACAAGCGCAUACACUAGAACAGAUCAAGAGAGACUGGCACAGGGAAAUAGGUCAGACAUUCCCAAGGGACAUCUGGGAGAGGUCCUACUCGGUCCACAGAGGACUAACAGCGUGCGCAUCGCAUUUGGAACUGCAACGCAAAAUUAUGUACCGAUGGUACCUAGUGCCCGCAAAACUACAUGCCAUAUGGCCGCACACAAGUAACAAGUGCUGGAGGUGCGGGGGGGAGGUAGGCACGAUGCUUCACAUCUGGUGGUCCUGUGACAAAAUAAGCCCAUUUUGGGAAGCGGUGUCCACACUCCUGAACGACAUAACGCAUAAUAUAAGGGUAGACACACCACAAGAAUGCCUAUUAUUCAUGCUACCAACCAACAUCCCAAAACAUCUUAAAAUCAUUAUAUACCACACACUAAUAUCAGCGAACUUGCUGAUAUCCAGGCUAUGGAAACAAACCACAACACCAUCAAUAGCCGAGUUGAUGAGGCAAAUGGACCUUAAUUGGUCUUAUGAGUUAAUGGCAACGACACAAUUCGGAACCCGCCCGUGUAUAAGGGAAGCCCACGAGAUGUGGGAAAAAGGCAAAAAACCCGCAAACGAGUAACAAGAUAUAACACCAGCCCCCUCGUCCCCCCCCGUCCCCCUUCCAAUCAUCCAUGCCAGGGAAUGCUGAACGCACCACACAGUAAAGGAUACAUAGCGAAGUAUCGAACAUCAACAUGUAAUCACAGGAGAGGGGGGAAGAGAGGGAAAAAAAAAUAAUAAAAAAAAAAAAGAAUAACCGCAACCUAAUAACAAGGCACAAACACCACCGGGAAACGAGACAAUUAGUAAUCUGGCCAGGUACGCAACAAAAUACCUUCACCCAAAAGGACUCUAGUACCCGAAACUAAAACAGACCAAAACAAGGGUAGAACUAUGUGACGCAUCAAAAAGUGUAAAAUGUGUAAUAAAGUUAACAAACCAACCGCUGUAACCUGCAACUUGUACCCUGCACCCCUCCCUUUAUCUUUUGUAUCCCAUUACCCCACCCAUACUGUUUUGUGAUAUGUAAUUGACUAAACCAAAACACGAAUAAACUUCAAGUUGUAAAAAAAAAAGAAAGAUAUUCAAGACCUAGGUGCAUGAACAUCUCCUGAAUACUCUAAAUUGGCUGAAUUUGCAGUAGCCCAUGACAGGCUAGCAGACAAACUGCAAUAACUAGAAGACCAAAUGGAACAUUAUAAAAUAAAGAUUGCGGAUAUGGAAGACAGAAGCAACAAUGUUAGACUGAAGUAUAUACCUGAGACAGUCCUCCAGGCUGAAAUGCGGUCUUACGUGCAAGGUUUCAUUCAAGAUUAGGCAGUGUACAUUGCCACAGAUAAGCUCCUGUGAGACCAGAUACAGGGUUCCAAAACGCAGACCCCUUCCAGCAUCGAUCCCUAGAGUUGAACAAGUUAUAAUACGAUCAGGCAAAAAUACAAAGAAUCUGCUGACGGAAUAUCAAGGCAUACAACUUUAUGCUGAUUAAUCAGCACCCACCCCUGCGCAAGUGGAGAAUGCUUAAAGAAACCACAGACUCUGUGUAAUACUUCUUGGUGAAAAUUUUAUUUGGAACUCAACUGCAGGUGAACAAAUAAAUUUGAAGCUGUCACAUUAAGAAAUUAUAAUUUAUUUAAAUAAAGAAAUUUAACUUUGGCAGACUUCUGCAGCAAUAAGGUUUUGAAAUAAUGCAUGAAUGUUUGUAAUCUUCUUUCAAAAUUGCAUCACAAGAAUAUAGCAUAUAUAUAUAUAAUAAGGAAAUGCUUAAUUAGCAAUACAGUCCAUAGACUUCAAUAUAACGUUUGACAGUGCGGGUGAGUUGAUUCCUGUUGUAUGAAAUAAUACAGUCCUUUUGAAAAAAGACAACAAAAUCUGGUAAUUAGUUAGAUCCUGUUUGCACAGUGGUUAUAGUCCUUUAGACUCCAAAUAAUAAUGAAUAAAACAAUUGAAGAGUGAGUAAUUGGUUUAUGAGACUUUCAAUUAGAAUAUGCAAAUGUUAUCCCAGAAGCAGAUUUAGUAAUUCCUUAUCCUUCCCAAAUAACUUCAGUAAAGAACCUAUUGUUAAUCCCAAUAAGUGGAGAACUUAUCUUGCAUUGAGUGAUGAGUAUGAGAGUCCUUCCAGGAUAGAGUGGAUUAUGGUUCCUUGAGGUAUGUGGCGAAAGGCAGGAAUCAGAUGUGAAGUCUUGUUCCAAGUCAGGGAGUCGAGAGUAGAGCAUAGUCAGGAUCAAGCCAAGAGGCUGGGUACACAGGAAAUCAAUUAGAAGCUCCGUCGAUAAAUAGCAACAAGGUAGCAAGUACGUGAGAGUAUCAAACACAGGAAAACAUUGGUUGAGCCAUUUGGACACAGUCGCAGCUUCCUUUUGAAGGAAAGCGCGUGAUAUCAGACGCAUGGGCUGAGAUAGAUCGGUGAACCCGGAAGUCAUACGGGUAGUGCUGAUCUGGCUGAAAUCAAACAUCGAGGAAUUCUGAGAGAAUAGGGAGGAAUCCUGACACUCUGUGAGGCACCACCACAUUCCUUGCAGAUGGAGCUUUCCUGUAUACUUGAUCAAUCAGCAGAAUGGCAGCACAGCUACAGUAGCCUCUCAGGAAGGAGGAAGUGAAUUGCUAAUUUCCUGGGGACUGCCGUUGACAUCAUCCUGCCCAAGUUAAACUGAGCUACAGCAUCUCAGGCAAGAAAGUGAUGAUCUUCAAAAAUAUAUGGAAUGAAUUUGCAACUUUUUAUGCCAUAUUGCACAAUUUAAAAGAUGACUCUACUUCCCACCAACCUAAUACUGCAGGUAUCAAAGAGUAUUUAGAUUCAUUAGACUUAAUAUCUUUGUCCCACGUUCAAGCAAAUAUUUUAGCAGAACCAAUAACCACGGCAGAAGUGGAAAACAAAUAUUAAAUCUUUGUCAAAAGGGAACGCCCACCUGUUGUGGCACUCCAAAACCUGGAGACCCCAACGCAAUGUCCAAACUUCCAACUAUUAUGGAAUUUAGAUGCUAAAAUUUUGGCAAAAGUCUAUACAGCCAGGCUAAGCCAGAUUACAUCUCACCUCAUUAAUAAUGAUUAGUUGGGGUUUGUGACAGGGAGGCAGGGAUCAGACAAUUCUAGGAAAGUGCUAGAUCGCUUAAACAGAUUAAGGCACACAAAAUCAGGGGAGGUGGAAGUAACCAUCUAGGUCAUAGCAGAAUGUUAUAAAACGGAGGGGUACAGUUUGAUACCGAAAGUGGAAAUAUAGGUGAUAUUAAUGUUAGAAGCCUUUAUUUUACAGACCUUCUAGCCACCCAUGACUUCGUUUUACUUUUUUUCUAUCUGUUUUCCCUCCAUUUCUCAUCCCCCCUACUUUCUCUUUCCUUCUUCCCUUGGUUUUGUUAUAACUUUUAUCAGGAUUUGCACAUGUAUGUGACUGACUUAAUGUACCAUUCCCUUUUCGACUGCCACGAUGUAUGUACAGCAAUUUACACAAGGAUGUAUAAUAGACAAAUAACAGAGAUCUCUUCGAACUUGAUCUUGGCGUACUUAAAGUUGCGUGUACAAUUCAAACUGCUAAUGUUCACUGCCCUAUGUUAUAUGCAUCUCAUGAAAAAAUAUUAAAAUUGGCAUAUGGAAAAAAAAAAUGUAAAGGGAUAUGUUUAUAUUUCCUUUUAUUGUGGAUUGGAACAUGUUCAUAAACCAGCAAUGGUGGAGAAUUGACAUGGAAAUUUUAAUAUUUUCAGUUAUACGACAACUUGUUUUAGACCAAAUUUAUCACUGUAGUUCUCAAUUUAAUUAAUUGUGAUCCUCUUACGGUCAUAGUAACUAUAUAUAUAUAUAUAUAUAUAUAUAUAUAUAUAUAUAUAUAUUUGUGCAUGUGUCCUCUUAAUAUGUGAAAAUUGUGUUUUUAAAAUAACAGAACCAAAACAGGGGCUACCUGAUGACAAAGAUGACAAACCUAAAACCCCAGACAGCAAGGAUGGAGAGGACACAAAUCAACCAAAUCAACCUGAUGGCAAAGAAGACAAACCAAAACCUAAAACUCCAAAAGACGGGGAUGAAGAUGAUGACCCAGACAGAAACCCAAAAGGUUAGGACGUAAUAUAAUAUAGUAGUAUGAUCUAAAUAUACGGAAAAAAAUAUUAAAAUAUAAAAAGAGAACACUCUCUUUUGAAAUAAUUACAAAAUGGUAAUAUCAUAAUUUUAAAAAGAUAAGUUUAUAUCUGUUGAAAUCACACAAUGUUGAUUGUUUGGAAUGUAUUCGCUAAACUAUCAAUAGUGAAGAAUUGACAAGGGGGCCUUGAAGCUUCUCAGUUAUGCAACAGCUUGGUUGUCUUAGCUUAAAUGUUUUAGUUUGGUUUUCAAUUGAUGGAAACUACACAAACAUAACAUUUCAUAUAUAUAUAUAUAUAUAUAUAUAUAUAUAUAUAUAUAUAUAUAUAUGUCCUUAUCUAAAUUAAUACCCAUUUAUAUAUUAAAAUAACUAUUUUAUAAUCACAGAACCAAAUCAACCUGAUGGCAAAGAAGACAAACCAAAGAAACCUAAAACUCCAAAAGACGGGGAUGAAGAUGAUGACCCAGACAGAAACCCAAAAGGUAAGGACUUUAUAAUUUAAAUAUUUACAAAAUUGAAUUAAAAUAUAAAAAUGCAAACAAUCUCAGGGGAUGUGUCCUGCUCCUUGAGCUGAAAGGACACACAAAAGUGAAGAUCAACUAUCACCCAGCUUUAAACAACGGCUAAACCUUGACGAGACAUCGCAAAAAUAGCACAAUCUGCUGGAGAUGGCACACAAUAAAAUGAGGAAGAUCUGAAAGGCAAAUUGCUUUACGGCCCAAGGCUCCCAGAGAUAAACACAUGCCAAAAAGGACAAGUGGAUCAGUGCUGAGUGACCAAUCAGUGAAUAUAUUUGCUUUAAAAAAUGGACAGCAAACCUAAUGUAUGGGGCUCCCUCACAAACUCCAGAAAGAAGAAAAAAAACAGUAAGAUAAAAAUAGGUUGUGCCGAAAAAAACAUUAAAAUGGAGUAAAUGACCAACUAAUGAAAGAUAAAAUACAAUAUUGAAAUUAUAGAAAUUGAAAAAUACAAGUUACAAAACAAACAAUAAAAAGAGUCCAAUAUUUUAAAAUUAGUAAAAAGUCUAAACUUUGAUGUACAGCAAAUAAGAAAAUGGAGUAAACUUGUAUUUUACCAUUUUAAUUUUCUCAAUACUGUAUUUUAUUAUCUUCCAUCAGUUGGUAAUUUACUCAAUUUUAACGGUUUUUCAGCACAACCUAUUUUUAUUUUACUGUUAAACACAUGCCAAGCCUAGCCAAGAUAGCAGUGAGGAAGAACAGGAAUCUCCUCAAAGCCCGCACACAAAUGAUGGCUUAUCUUUCUCUCCCGGAUGUGCUAUCUGACAACAGCGGUUAGUGAGAUUAAGAAAGAUAUUCAAGACCUAGGUGCAUGAACAUCUCCUGAAUACUCUAAAUUGGCUGAAUUUGCAGUAGCCCAUGACAGGCUAGCAGACAAACUGCAAUAACUAGAAGACCAAAUGGAACAUUAUGAAAUAAAGAUUGCGGAUAUGGAAGACAGAAGCAACAAUGUUAGACUGAAGUAUAUACCUGAGACAGUCCUCUAGGCUGAAAUGCGGUCUUGCGUGCAAGCUUUCAUUCAAACUUAGGCAGUGUACAUUGCCACAGAUAAGCUCCUGGGAGACCAGAUACAGGGUUCCAAAACGCAGACCCCUUCCAGCAUCGAUCCCUAGAGUUGAACAAGUUAUAAUACGAUCAGGCAAAAAUACAAAGAAUCUGCUGACGGAAUAUCAAGGCACACAACUUUAUGCUGAUUAAUCAGCACCCACCCCUGCGCAAGAGGAGAAUGCUUAAAGAAACCACAGACUCUGUGUAAUACUUCUUGGUGAAAAUUUUAUUUGGAACUCAACUGCAGGUGAACAAAUAAAUUUGAAGCUGUCACGUUAAGAAAAUAUAAUUUAUUUAAAUAAAGAAAUUUAACUUUGGCAGACUUCUGCAGCAAUAAGGUUUUGAAAUAAUGCAUGAAUGUUUGUAAUCUUCUUUCAAAAUUGCAUCACAAGAAUAUAGCAUAUAUAUAUAUAAUAAGGAAAUGCUUAAUUAGCAAUACAGUCCAUAGACUUCAAUAUAACGUUUGACAGUGCGGGUGAGUUGAUUCCUGUUGUAUGAAAUAAUACAGUCCUUUUGAAAAAAGACAACAAAAUCUGGUAAUUAGUUAGAUCCUGUUUGCACAGUGGUUAUAGUCCUUUAGACUCCAAAUAAUAAUUAAUAAAACAAUUGAAGAGUGAGUAAUUGGUUUAUGAGACUUUCAAUUAGAAUAUGCAAAUGUUAUCCCAGAAGCAGAUUUAGUAAUUCCUUAUAACUUCAGUAAAGAACCUAUUGUUAAUCCCAAUAAGUGGAGAACUUAUCUUGCAUUGAGUGAUGAGUAUGAGAGUCCUUCCAGGAUAGAGUGGAUUAUGGUUCCUUGAGGUAUGUGGCAAAAGGCAGGAAUCAGAUGUGAAGUCUUGUUCCAAGUCAGGGAGUCGAGAGUAGAGCAUAGUCAGGAUCAAGCCAAGAGGUUGGGUAUACAGGAAAUCAAUUAGAAGCUCCGUCGAUAAAUAGGCAACAAGGUAGCAAGUACAUGAGAGUAUCAAACACAGGAAAACAUUGGUUGAGCCAUUUGGACACAGUCGCAGCUUCCUUUUGAAGGAAAGCACGUGAUGUCAGAUGCAUGGGCUGAGAUAGAUCUGAGAACUUGGAAGUCAUACGGGUAGUGCUGAUCUGGCUGAAAUCAAACAUGGAGGAAUUCCGAGAGAAUAGGGAGGAAUCCUGACACUCUGUGAGGCACCACCACAUUCCUUGCAGAUGGAGCUUUCCUGUAUAAUUGAUCAAUCAGCAGAAUGGCAGCACAGCUACAGUAGCCUCUCAGGAAGGAGGAAGUGAAUUGCUGCUUUCCUGGGGACUGCCGUUGACAUCAUCCUGCCCAAGUUAAACUGAGCUACAGCAUCUCAGGCAAGAAAGUAAUGAUCUUCAAAAAUAUAUGGAAUGAAUUUGCAACUUUUUAUGCCAUAUUGCACAAUUUAAAAGAUGACUCUACUUCCCACCAACCUAAUGUUGCAGGUAUCAAAGAGUAUUUAGAUUCAUUAGACUUAAUAUCUUUGUCCAACGUUCAAGCAAAUAUUUUAGCGGAACCAAUAACCAUGGCAGAAGUGGAAAACAAAUAUUAAAUCUUUGUCAAAAGGGAACGCCCACCUGUUGUGGCACUCCAAAACCUGGAGACCCCAACGCAAUGUCCAAACUUCCAACUAUUAUGGAAUUUGGAUGCUAAAAUUUUGGCAAAAGUCUAUACAGCCAGGUUAAGCCAGAUUACAUCUCACCUCAUUAAUAAUGAUUAGUUGGGGUUUGUGACAGGGAGGCAGGGAUCAGACAAUUCUAGGAAAGUGCUAGAUCGCUUAAACAGAUUAAGGCACACAAAAUCAGGGGAGGUGGAAGUAACCAUCUAGGUCAUAGCAGAAUGUUAUAAAACGGAGGGGUACAGUUUGAUACCGAAAGUGGAAAUAUAGGUGAUAUUAAUGUUAGAAGCCUUUAUUUUACAGACCUUCUAGCCACCCAUGACUUCGUUUUACUUUUUUUCUAUCUGUUUUCCCUCCAUUUCUCAUCCCCCCUACUUUCUCUUUCAGGAUUUGCACAUGUAUGUGACUGACUUAAUGUACCAUUCCCUUUUCGACUGCCACGAUGUAUGUACAGCAAUUUUCACAAGGAUGUAUAAUAGACAAAUAACAGAGAUCUCUUCAAACUUGAUCUUGGCGUACUUAAAGUUGCGUGUACAAUUCAAACUGCUAAUGUUCACUGCCCUAUGUUAUAUGCAUCUCAUGAAAAAAUAUUAAAAUUGGCAUAUGGAAAAAAAAAAUGUAAAGGGAUAUGUUUAUAUUUCCUUUUAUUGUGGAUUGGAACAUGUUCAUAAACCAGCAAUGGUGGAGAAUUGACAUGGAAAUUUUAAUAUUUUCAGUUAUACGACAACUUGUUUUAGACCAAAUUUAUCACUGUAGUUCUCAAUUUAAUUAAUUGUGAUCCUCUUACGGUCAUAGUAACUAUAUAUAUAUAUAUAUAUUUGUGCAUGUGUCCUCUUAAUAUGUGAAAAUUGUGUUUUUAAAAUAACAGAACCAAAACAGGGGCUACCUGAUGACAAAGAUGACAAACCUAAAACCCCAGACAGCAAGGAUGGAGAGGACACAGAUGGAACACCUAAAGGUUAGUCUUUUAAAUUAUUAUAAUAAAAGAAAGAAUUGUGAGCAAGUGUAUGAAAACCUGCAUCAGCAUCUCUAUGUAAAAAUAUUUUUUUAAAUAAUAGGUCCAAAUCCAAGAGGUUCUGAUGAUGAAGAAAGUAAGCCUGAGACACCUAAAGACCCAAAAGAAAGAAAAGGAGAUGAUUCACCAGAUCCUAAUGGUACGCCAAAAGGUGAGGCAAGAAUUGCUCUGGGCAUAAAGUCAAAUUGAAUGGAAUCCAUCUAUAAGAGCUCAUUCCCAUAUAUGUAUAAUAGCUGCUUAUUUAAAGUGACAUUAAAGCUGAGAGAGUUCUGAACUCAAUCAAAUCAAAAUCAGUAGUAUGGUGGAACCGAGCUGACAAGAAAAAUAAAUAGUCAGAAUGGAGACAACAGAUGACAUGGAAUUCAGAAAAUACCAAUGCCUCUCUCUUUGUCACAGUCACUCAUUCUACAUAUAACUUAUCCUGGGCACAACUGGCUCCAGUUUACCUUCACUGAAGGUUCAUUACCCACAUAGAUACACCCCACCUGGCCACAGGUAUACUCAUAUAGCUAUAUAUAACCCAACUGAAACUCUGCCUUGACAUAAGAUGAGCAUGGAGAAGACAGAAGGCCAUGCAAGUAGGUGGUUCAUAUGUAUAUGUUUAGGCAGUGGAAUAUGGGAGAAGGGACAGAGGGAGAAGAUAUAUGAACUUGGGGAAGAGGGUGGUUUAAAUCAGCACAGGUGCAUACGAGUGGCAUUGAUAUUGACUAAUUGUGGAACAGGUAAGGAGGCAAUGAAAUAAGGAUUAUCUACUCAAUGUACUAUCAACUGUUUGCCAAUUAUCUCUAUAUGGAAAUUCACCUUUUUAUAUUACAGAUCCUAAUCCAAUAAAUCCAGGAGACAAGGCAGGUAACCCUAAGAAACCUAAAACCCCAAAGGAAAAGGGUGAGGAUGAACCAGAAGGGCCUGAUGGAAUACCAAAAGGUUAGGUUUGUGUAUUGUUAUUCUAAACAAAUGUGAAUUAAUUAUAAACAAUUGUGUGAAAAAUAAUGUGAAUGAUACUGGAUAAGCAAAUAAUGUCCAGAUUGCAUUGACACAUAGGGUAUUUCAUGAAAGUGUUGUUGCUAAGCUCCUGAACCUCCAGCAGAAAAGAGUUUAUUUCGAAUUAAACUCUAUUGCAUUCUUCUCCCCAGUAAAUGCUUCAAUAGUAUCUACUGUGGUGAGGAAGAAGGAAUUGUUCACAAAUGCAGAAAAGGUGACUGUUCUUUCAAAAUAGAAAUUAUGAUAGACAAUUCGGUUUGUAUUGAAUAACACAUUUGAGAGGCAUUUAAUCAGAUGAGCUAACAUACAUGGGACUAUUUAUUCCUAUUGCUAAUUGUGUGCCUGAAAAACAUCUGCACUCGAACAUCUUGUUUGAAAGUGUUUUCAAGAACAGAUAGUAAGCUUUAUUUAUACUUGUAACGGACCGUUUUGCACACGAGGGGUAAAAACCUCUUAGGCGAUCGUCCCCCUUUCCAGAGAUGCAGGCACAGCUACUGUUGAACACCAAACUCACGAACCGCCAAUAAGGGAAUGCUCCAAACUCCCGAACGGCAUACAAUAUAGCACUCCAAACACACGAACUGGAACCAUACGAAUCGCUGCUAGCAGACGAAUAGGAAAAGCAUCCAAGCGGCUUACACUCCUAGCAAUCAGUCUCUAUCAGCAUUCAGUAAAUCCCCCCAAAGACGAGACAAGGCUCCGUGUUGAGGGUCAAGCAGUGGUCUGUUUAAUGAGGGCUACCUGCCCAGUAUUUAUGCAGGUCUCCCACCUGGUGGACACUCCCCUAGGGGACCAAAUGGGAGACUGUGACAAAAGACAGACAAGUAGACAAAUAGGACACACAGUCACAUUAUAUUCCCACAAUGCAUCCUGGCUUCCUCCCCUCUGCCCUGGAGAUAAUUGAGAAGUAAUUCAAUUAUCUCCCAAGACAAAGGCAAAUCGCCAUUAUGCACGUGGGGAUACUAAAACAUGAAUUACUAUUAAAAUACACAGUAUCACAUAGGUUACAAUAAAACUAUACAUUUAACAUGUCCCCAGAUAGCUCAGGUCUGAGCGCACAUUAUUAAGCGAAUGGCGCUCAGACCACAUGAAUACAGUUUAAUCGCCAUGGAGCCAAAGUCUUUACACAGUCAGUUCUCAUGCGAAUGGGCUCCAUGGGAUUCCUAUCUGGGGUAUAACAUAAUCAAGUAAAACUACCGAACACCGGGCCGUUCGUGCACUUUCACCGAACAAAAAGGGGAGGUUGGCGGCUUCAGCGGUGUUCGCGCAAAACUGUGUCCGAUUUUAGUUCCAUGAAUUGAGCGUCGAACACCGCUGUGCGUUCGCAGGUUUAAAAUGGCCGCGACCUCGUGUUCGUGAUACGAAUGGCGGCCACCCAGCAUUCAUCAAUUAAGCUGCGGUUAACCGCAGCUUCUGGGAGGCUAAUUGCCGGGACACUCCAACUCCCAGGUGGUCUAGCCAUUCGUGCGGUUGUUCGGUAGAUUGAAUCUACCAAACACCAGGCAGAAAAGCACGAAUAAGUAUUUUCUGCAGGAAAAAAAAGAUGUCUUUUAACAUGGGGCCAUAGUCCAAAGGCAGCAGGCGAGCAACCAGGCUUCUCCAAUGCAAUGUGGCGAGAUUGGUCUCGUCACAAUACUGUUUUAUCCCCGUUAAAUAAGAAUGCUUUCAAUGUUACAGAGCCAAAUCAGAAAGGCACUCCAGACAGUGAAGAUGGCAAACCCAAGAAUCCAAAAGAAAAGGAACCCGGUGAUAACACUGACCCAGACGGCAAACCAAAAGGUUAGGGUUCAAAUUAGUGCUGAUGCAGGAAAUGAUUUUAAAAAAAUGAAGACUAACAAGAUUUAGGGUAGAUUUACUAAAGGCUGUCUAUCCCAAACCAAUGACAAUUUCAGUAACUAAUGUGAAUGGAUUUGGUAUGUGUACAUAUCUAAUGAUAUAUCUGUCACACUACAUUGGCAGUGUCCCAGUGUCUUCAUAUGACUAUCUUGGUAGAUGAUACUGCCAAGGAAACCUAAAUGUUGUAAAACAGUUUGCAUGUUUAGUUUUCUAGCAAUGAAGAGUUGAUAUGGAUGGAUAUUGCUUUCCAUGUUACCUUUAACACAUUUAGCUUCUCAGUAACCUCUUGAUGCAAUAAUGGGAUGCGGUUUACAAUAAUAUUCUUACUGUUACAGAAACAAGUAAAGGGACUCUAAUGCUAUAAUCUCCCAAUGAGAAAAACAGCAAGCCCAAAAAGCCAAAAGGAAAAGAUGAUACUUAUGACACAGUAGAUCAAGAUGGAACCCUAAAACAUUUGUCAUCUUUUUCGCAUGUUGAAAUUAAACCAAUAAUAAUCAACAACCAAAUUAAGCAAACAAAAUACUUAGCUAAUUGUCGGGGUUGGUUCCAAAUUAGAGUAAAACGGUACAUCUAUUCUUGCUGAGGGGGCACAAAAAACGUGUGCCACCAAGUCUGCUUAGCAUUCAAGAAAGUAAACAGUAAGUUGUACUGAGUUUAGAACUAGCUUGGAAAAUAGCUCCUACUCUGAAAGCUUACUUAGAUUUUGCAAAAUGACCCACCACAAUUUGGUGAUUAGUUAACAGACCCAAUAGAGUGAAAAUAAUAAAGUGUUGCUUGCAAAAGAAAAAAGAAUACUCACAAUGUAGAGAAUGAUAUUCUUUACCAGGUAUAGAUUUGAAUAAUUUUCACCAAAUUUGGGAUUGAUAAUCUACCCAAUAUUUUUUUCUUUAAGUUAUUUUUAUUUUCAGCCCAUAUCAAUAUUUGGGUUAUACUACUCAUAGCUUUUAAAAAACCUACAAAAAUAAAAUAUAUGAAUUCACUUUAUUGUAAUGUUGAUAAUGAUGCUCCAUUCAUAUACUUUCUAUUUCACAAAGAGCUGGAGAUUUUGCUGCCUUUGCUUGAGCUGACAGGGGUAUCACAGAGUAUUGUGGUAACUUACUUGGGCAGAAAGCUCUUCUUGAACCUUUAUAUUGCAUAGCUUUAAAACACAAAAAUAGUCAGCCCAUGUAUACACGUUUCUUGGAGGAAAUGGGUCAAACACAAUAUUUGACUCUACUACGUAUAUAGGUGUAAGAAUAGCUUUUCUGUGAAUACCAGUUUUUACCCAAAGGUUAUUUCGUUAGAACAGUGAACCUAUCCUCUGACCCAAGAUGAAUGGUGAAUAAUUUCUCCAAUUUAAGCAUACUAGUCUAUUCUUUAUCUUUAAUGCAAUUAUCAUGUAUUUAUUGAUAGAGCCCACAAAGGGAAAAUCCCCUUCAUCUGCAACACCAUCUCCUGAUGAAGACAAUAGACUACGAAAACUGAAACUAGAAGAAGAGGAAGAAGUUACCACACAGGAUGGUACGGAACUUCUGUGGAAUGAACGAGAAUGUUAGCUUAGAUCAGAUGCAGUUAAGUGAGGGGUGGCAACUUUUGGAGUGGAGGCAAAUAUAAAUAAGUGGCAUUUUUUUGUACAUAAAACAAUUGGAGGCUUCUGGAGUUGCAAGGUAUGACAUCACAUAUCCUUACUACCUUCAUCAGUACAGCACGAAAUAACAUGCAUAGACUACUCUGUUACCUGUGACUCCAUUACCACCUUUGAUGACUAGUGUGUGUGAUUAAUAUCUUCCAUUUGCAGAUACCACUAGGCACAUUGUACAUGGUCAUCAUAGCCUGGCUGAAUGGUUGUCCCCAAAUAUUGCAGUCACUGAUUACAUGCCAGUGGGCCAAGCCAGUCAUUCGUUAUUGGUACAAUAUGUUGGCUAGGGGGUGUAUGUUAGGAAUAAAGGCAGCAUUAUAUUUUCAUCGGACAGAUGCAUACAUUUUUAGGAUUACAGAAGUGAGAGUAUUAAAUAUUACCAGUAUGUGCAUGUUAAUAUGAUUAUUAAAUAUAUUUUUACAUGCAUAUUGUUUGUAUUUAAUAACGUGUAUGUUCUUAUGUGCUUUUUAUGAGGGACAGCCACCUAUGACAUGAUAACCUUUAAAUUUUCACUCACCUUAUAAGUGCCAUAUUUACCCAAAAUGAUGUCAUGUCCAUGCUUUAGCUGCGCAUGGGAUACCAUGAGAUUUACAUUGCAUGCUACGCUGUGCAAUGGCAACUUUGAAAAGGUUAUAAAUAAAAAUAAUUGAGCAAUAUUUUUUAAUUUAAGAUUAAUAAUUAACAUUUCCUUUCUAUUAGAUUCUCUUGAUAAUAUAUCCUCCUCCUCUACAAAGAAUACAAAAAAACGCUCCCCUGGAAAUGGAAACAAGAAGCCAAAUAAACCGAUAGAUCCAGAUGGUAAAUUAAUUUUAUAUCCAAUUUUAUUUUUAAAUUCAUUACCAUACACAUUAUUUACGUACAGUAUAUGUGAUAUAUACGUUGCCUUUUUCAAAUAUAAAGGCACCAGACUUAAACUUUUCCCUUGGCUGCAUGCCAGUUAACAUGAUAUACAUUGCUACAACAGGUCAAAUUACCUGAGGCACAUUAUGGAGACUUCCCAGUAGUCCUUGAGGCAACAUAGUAGGCGACUUGUUUUCAGUGUAUUUUAAAACUAGAAUGCUUUGUUUCCUGUUAUAAGAUGGGGGCCAACUCUUGUAAGUAGGAAAAUGCCCUCAGGAAGCAAGGGCCAGCCUUACAUUACACAGAUAUGGUAAUUGAACACAGAAUAGAUAAAUAAGUUCACUACAUCCCAUUGAUAUUUAAAAUAUACACAAGCCAUGUACUUAUUUUAACAGAUCCUUCUCGGGAUCCCAAAUUUCAUAGUAAAGGGAAGAAGCGACCAAAGAAACCAGUCUCCAAAAUCCCAACCAAGAAAAGAAAAAAAAUUAUAUAUUCAGAUGAAGAUACCGAAGGUAAAAUAAUAUGUGAUAUAAAACACACUUGUUUUUAUAUUGCAUAUUAUGAAUUGCUACAGCAUUCUACUUUUCCUAUAAGACGACAGCAUCUUUAGAUGUCUUGCGGAAUCUAUUCACGAUAUUCAUUUUAUGGUUGUUUGAUAAGUGGUUAAAGUGUAUGUACCUCGUAUUUAUUUACCAACACACAAUAAAAUGGGAGCUAUAGUUUCAUAGAGAAAGGCAGGAUAUAGACAUCACAUUUACAAAGUUUAUAUCUAACCUAUUGCUUACAUUGAUUUAAUUAGGUGUAGAUGUUAUCUAACAAUCUGACUUUAUCUUGCACUUUGUUCUUCUUCCUACAUUCUUUAUACCUUGCUUUUUCUAGAUUGUAAGCGAACCAGCUCUUGCUUGCUUUGAUUUGGAUGUUUAUUUCAUGUUUUUUUAGACUCUAUUACCAUAAUAAAGUGCUACUUAAUAUGUUGGAGCUAUGCAAAUAAUAUUAAUAGAUGUAUGGCCAGACUUAUAACAUAGUAAUAGAAAUGUCUUCAUGGUUUAACCCCUUAAGGACCAAACUUCUGGAAUAAAAGGGAAUCAUGACAUGUCACACAUGUCAUGUGUCCUUAAGGGGUUAAGGUGCUGCAGCACUAAUUAGAACGUCUUUAAUUUUCAGGCCGAUUUUGCCUUAAAAUGAGUUGUGUUUUUAAAAGUAUUUUAUAACGUAACUAUUGUGUUAGAGGUUUGGUAUGGCAUCUGAUAGACCUGUGCAAAAAUUCAUUUCACGAAGUUUGUCCAAAUCAAAUUCCUUUUAAUCUACAUGCAAACUAAUCAAUCAACUAGACUCUACAGGUAAAUUUUGGAUGAUCGGACGUGGGUUAAAUGAAAUUUGGUUCGGGCAAACUGACCACAGCAAAUUUGUGCACGAGUAUAGUGUUUGAGAUCCCUGCAAGGAAUAGAAACUAUUGGCAUUCGUCCUGCUGUGGAUUACAAUCCCUACAAUUUUUAUUUUUUGUCCACACAACUAAAAAAUGUCCAAGUCAAGUUGGAAAAAUAAUGGUGGAUUUUGAGAACUUGAUUAUUUUGGCUAAAAGAUACCGAUAUUAUCUCUUUUCUUUCAACACAAUUCAGUAAAUAUAGAUGUAGUCAGGGUUGUUCACUAAACAUUGAAUUUAGAUUAAAUCUUAAUGGCAAAAUUGCUAAAAAAAAAUGUGUUUAGUGAAUAACCCUGAAUGUACUGAAUGAAAUACUUUAAAGAUAUUCUUAUGCUAAAUUGAAUAAAUAACUUUAAGUAAUAAUAUAUAUUAUAUAUAUAAAAUAUUUAAUAUAUUCAUUGAAGUUAUUACUGAGUGCCAAAGGACAGUUCAAAAUUUUUAGACAUUUAAAAAUAUAGCUAGAAAUAAACUCAAAUGGAAAUACUGUGAUUAAUUUACAAUAAAGAAAAAAAAGAAUAAAAACUCUUCUUCAUUAUCUAAUAUAGAUCUAGUAAAUCCUGGAAAAGACAAGAAUCCCAAAAAUAAGUCGUCACCAAAAGAUGUAAUCAAAAAGAAAAAGAAGACUGAUUCUGAAGAAGAAAGACAAGGUAAUGAGUAGAUUAAAUAUUAUUUUUAGCUUUCUGACUCAAAAAUAAAAAUGUUUCUUACUGUUCAUGCUACAAUUAAUGAUAUAUAAGUAAGUCCACAUAUAAAAGAUAAGUCCACAUCUCAGUAUCUGGCGUACUGAGGGGUAUUACGGUUUAGGGUCAGGGCAGUCUGCCCCAGGUGCCACCAGGUAGGGGUAUGCCAUGACUCUGGUCCAGGCCGCACAGGGUGCCAUGGAGCAGGGGUCACAUUGGCAUAUAAUUCACAUUGCCACCCAGAUUUCUUGUUCUGGGCUGGCUGACACCUCUUAACAUCAAUCUUCUUUUAGCAGAUAACUCCCCUAGUUGCUAUCCUUAUGCGGAAUUGCCAUUUUUAAGGUGCUAUCUGCUAAACAGCACCCUAAUUUGGUAUCUUUAAAUAUGAAACUCUCACAUAAGGGCACCCAUUUGAGGAAUUAUCUACUAAACAUUAAUAUUUGAAUCUUUCAGUCGAUUAGUAGAUAUCUCCCUUAUUUGUUAUCCUUAUGUGGGAUUGACAUAUUUAAGGACACCAAAUAAGGGUACAAUCUGCUAAACAGUAGCCUAAUUUGGUAUCCUAAAAUAUGGCAAUCCCACAUAAAGGUACCAAUUUAGGAAGCUAUCUACAACAGCUGGAAGUCAAAAUUAAGAAAGGCGGUUUUCUUAAUUUUGAUAUUUCAGUUGUUUGGUAGAUAACUCCCUUAUUUGUUAUCCUUAUGUGAGAUUGCCAUAUUUAAGGAUACUAAAUUAGGGAGCUAUGUACUAAACACAUACACAUUUAUAUACAUACACAGAAACGUAUGUCUUUGUGUAUAUCUGUGGUUGUGCGUGCAUAUAUAAAUACACACACACAAUCAGAGACAUACAUCCACAUAUUUAUAGACACACACAUACAUACACACACACAAUCAGAGACCCCACACACACAAUCAGAGACAUACAUCCACAUAUUUAUAGACACACACACACACACAAUCAGAGACCCCCCCCACACACACACAAUCAGAGACAUACAUCCACAUAUUUAUAGACACAAACAGACAUACACACACACAAUCAGAGACCCCCCCCCACACACACACACACAAUCACAGACAAACACACACACAUACAAUCACAGACACCCCUCACACAAUCACAGACCCCCACACACACAUACAAUCACAGAUCUCAACACACAGAACCACAACACACACACACUUAACCACAGAGAUACACACAAUCAUUUAGUAAUUAAGAUCACCCAGCCUUUCUACCUUGUUCUGGGAGGGCUGGAGUGGAUCCUCUCCCUGGUGGUCAGCCUUUGUUGCCUGCAGGGAUCUCUGUGCUCUUCCUGCACAGGUCCCUCGCAUGCUCUGUAAUGAUGCGGAUGCCAGGAUGACGUCAUAUGCUGUGCAGGGACAGCAAAGUAAGUAAAGUGCAGGGUUAGCUUGUUGGCUGAAGUGUCAGCUGACCAUUCUAAGGCAGUGAACUAAGCUAAGGAUUACUUCAGAUAGAGAGCUUCCAACUCUCCACAGGAAGUAUUGUGGCAGGGGGUAGAGCCCAGUGAAUCCCAGGUAAGAAGUCAAACCAUUCUCAAACAAUUUGAUUCAUUACAAAGGGGGACGCCGGGGAAUGUGCUUUUGUGGUUAUGGUGCUUGGAGUCUUCCUAUAAUUAUUUUAAAUCCGUACUUUAAUUGUCCAUCUUUCUGUCCACUUUAAAGGAACACUAUAGGGUCAGGAACGCAAACAUGUGUUCCUGACCCUAUAGUGUUAAAAACACCAUCUAGCCCUCCUGGCCUCCCCUUGAGACUGUCAAGGGGGCAGAUCAAGGGCAGAGCCAGCACAAGUUAAACACAACAAUGGUCAAUCAGCAUCUCCUCUUAGAGAUGCAUUGAAUCAAUGCAUCUCUGUGAGGAAAAUUCAGUGUCUCCAUGCAAAGAAUGGAGACACUGGAUGGCAGUACAGCACCUCUAGCAACCAUCUGAGGAGUGGCCAGUGGAGUUAUCACUAGCCUGUAAUAUAAACACUACAGUGUCCCUUUAAUUUCCAUAAAUAAAACUACUGUCUAAUAGUGUGUGCUCCUUUUCAAUUUUCAGAAACUGUAGAGAGUGAGUUCUCAAGUUCAUCACAGUCAUCGUCUUCACAUCGCAGAAGCAAAUCAUCUUCAAGGAGAUUGUCAGGAAAAAAACAGAAAAAUAUUGAAGAGAAAAACAAGAAGAAGAUUCCUGGUAAGGAUUGUAUCAACUAUUUUAACAAAUCUAUAUUUGCACUUUCAUGACAUAGCAAAAUGUAACUAUAACACGAAAAUAAAUAUCCCUUAAAGAAUUACUGCAACCAACAAAAAAUAUAUUAAUAAAACACUGCUUUUGAUUACAUUACCUCUUACUGGCAUGGUUCCCCCUCCCCCAGAGAUAAAAAAAUAAAGCAACAAAGUAAAAGUAAGUCCAAUGCCAAUCCCAUGCCAAGGCCAAGUUCUCCUUGACGCCUGAUCUUUGACGGACUGAUGGGAAAGUGGGGGUUCUGCCAUGGGUCAUCUAAACAGGGCCGGUGCAAGGAUUUUUGCCGCCCUAGUAAAAAAUUUGCCACUCCAUUCGCUCCAUCCACUCAUGCAGAUUGACAUACGCUGACAUUAGUAGACACACACUGAUUCAUGCAGACUGACACACACUGACCCAAGCAGACUGACUCACACCCUCCCACGCAGACUGACACACGCACUGACCCAUGCAGAUAGAUUCAUACACACUGAUCCAUGCAGACUGACGUAUGCACACUGACCCAUACCAACACACAUGCUGACCCAUGCAGAUGCACACAUACAGGCACACAAACUGACCCAUGCAGACACACACACUGACCCAUACAGACACACACUGACCAUACAGACUCAGACAGAUCCAUAGAGACACACACAGAUCCACACAGACCCAUACAGACACAGACAGACCCACACUGACCCAUAAAGACACAACCUGACCCAUGCAGAAACAGACAAAUCCAUACGGAAACGCACUGACCUAUACAGAUCCAUAUAGACACACAUUUUCUGAAACACAUACAUUAACCCUCUUACCUUAAUUUCACAUAUCAGUGCUGUUUAUGUGUUUCAGGCAUCUUCCGUGCACCAAGCUGCUUGGCAGCGCUUCAGUCUCUCUGUCGUAGCCCCACUGCUAUGCUCCCGCCCAUUUCUCCUUAUGCACAGGACGGAAACGAGCAAAUAAUGUGCCCUUGUGCUGCCGCCGCAAUAGAUGUCUGGAAGGGGGCCAGGCAUUGCGAGCUGAGGUGGAUGCCGCUGGACCAGUGUUCUACUGGCUGCUAGUCAGCAGCCAUGUAAGUGCUUCCUAGCACCCAUUAACAUGGCCAGUGGACACUAUAAAUAAUUAAUACAGUUCGAUGGCCAAAUGAGAAGUAAAGCCACUACUGCCCCCCCCCCCUUAAGCCGCACCCUAGAUGGCCGCCUAACUAGCCUAUAGGAAACGCUGGCCCUGUCUAUCACCCUCCUCCUAUAUGCAUCUGAUGAAAGAUGCCAGAUGUGCACGGAUUUAACACUUGACAGCCUGGAAUGAAAGUUAAAGGGAAACUCCAGUGCCAGGAAAACAAUCUGUUUUCCUGGCACUGCAGGUACCCUCUCCCUCCCACCCCCCAAUCCCCGGUUGCUGAAGGGAUGAAAACCCCUUCGGUAACUUACCAGAGGCAGCAACGAUGUCCCACGUCGCUGAUUCUUCCUUCUUCUUCCUGCUUCUUAUAAAAAAUUGCAAUAAUUACACUUUCAGGGUUAAGAGUAGUGGGAGUUGGCACCCAGACCACUCCAAUGGGCAGAAGUGGUCUGGGUGCCUGGAGUGUCCCUUUUACAAUGUGAACUGAAAUGUCGCAUGUACAGACUCCAAAUCAGUGAAGUAGUCUUUUCUGCAAAUUUUACAGGCCAGAUGCUUCUCAAUAAAGUGGCUGUAAAGUAGCUGUUACUGAUAUGUUCCAUACUACAAAAUCUGACCAUUAGCGACUCCGAAUUUGCAGCAGAACAAAAAAAAAUCACAGCAACUGCAUAUGUCAUGUAGAGAGUCAUACAUACUCAAUACUCUCUCUUGUAAAAAAUUGCAUAAACAUAUUGGGGUCCCCUGAGACUCCAAUAAUAUUGAGUAAAUGCUAGAUAAGUGAUUCCUAUCCCAUUCUUCAUACCACGUCGAGCAGGGGGAUGCCCAUUUUCCUGGGCUCUAACAUGUAAUCUGCACAUGGGAUUAAGGGUUAACCUCAAACUAUCUGUGUCCAGGUAGUCAAGGUGUCAAUAUUACCCUGAUUUUUUUUGUUGUUGUAUUGUACAUCAAUGUGGUAUUUCUCUGAUGUUCCAUGAUUCAAAUCAGUAGUCACUUUGGAUAAGCACUUUCAGUGGGAUACAGUGAGAACGAAGUACAAUUAAAUUAAUCUGGGUUGUUGAUGCACAUGAAGCUAAAAGAGAUUACUUCCUCUGGUAGACUAAACUGGGCUUGUUUUUAUGGUUUUAUGUUUAAUGGCCGCAUACUGAUAGGCUUUGGAGUUGAUGCCUAGUAGCUGAAGAACCAGGCAAAAUAUAAAUGGUCCCAAGGCUUGAGUUUAUGAGCAGCUGAAACAGGCUUCACAACUGUGUGCAUUGAUCAUCUAAAACCUAACAGUCUGUUCAUACUGUGCUUCACUUUAUUGGUGUGUGCCUCUAUCUUUUGGCCAAUAAUGUGUUUAGCUCCAUUAAUAAGGCAUCCUGGAAUUACAAAGAAGUUCAGCAAAAAGAGUUGAAAGUUUGGUAGUACUCAGUGUUCUGGACCAUGUUGAUUAUACGUUAAAUAGUUAAACAUUUAUAAGUUGUUAUCUUAUCUGUUUUUUCAUUAGUAUUCAUUACAAGUAAUGGAGUUAGUGACUGAUGCUUCGACUAUUGUAGAGGGUAUUUAUAAUAAUUGUUAUGUGACUAUGGCUUAAUUGCAUUUUAAGUAAAUUGUGUACAAAAGAACAAUUGUUUUUUGUUUGUUUUUUGUAAAGUUGUAUAAACUUGUCUACUGUAGCUUUCAUAUCCUUAAUUGUGAGUUGUAUUGUUGUGGAGUUCUGUGAUAUAGUCAUAUACACCAACCAUCUCAAGCUCCAAGAAAAGAAAGGUUGGAUAAACUUAGGUAAACUUAGGUUUAUUAUAUAAUAUGAGAGUACAAUUUAAUCAUUUACUUUUUUCCAGAUGAAAAACCACUAGUGCCACCAAAGAGACGAAAAGAGAAGGAAUUUCCUCCAACACCUGAACCUACAUUUAAAGAUGAUGGUUCUGGAGAUGAUGGAAGUGGAAUGGACUUUUUCCAAACAUCACCUUCAACAACAACUGAAGUCACAACUAAGUUGACAACUAAGGACUUCCAAAGUACUGCUAAACCAGAGGACGCAGUUGAAACAUCACCCAAAGCAUCCACAGGGAAAGAUGUAGCAUCUAAUAAAACAACAGCAACAAGCACAUCAACAAGCAUUUUGCCUAGUGAAGAACAUACUUUAAGGAAUCCAACUAUGAGUACACUCAUACAACAUUCUACUUCUCCGGAGGACAAAACCAAACAACCAUCCCUGGGAACAGACAAGCCUUAUCAACUAAGUAAGAAAUUUACAAGUAAUGACAAAUACAUGGAAACUGUUAUUGUUUUGACGAGUAGUAUCCAACAAGAAAAUGCUACUGAAACAUAUACAAAGUAUUCUCAAAACACUGACCCAACUACAAAGCAUCUACAGGAGGAUACGACUCUCGCAAGUAGACCUGAAACAGCGACAUCAAAUUCUCCACCUUACGCCCAGACUGUCAAUAAGUCACCAGUUUAUAGUAAUAAUCCUUUUAAUGAUGAAAAAAUGGUAGAAAAUAAUGCAGAUGUUAAAAUGAGUCCAAGCUUAAGUACAGAAGGGUUAAAAAUAACAGGAGAACCAAACACAGCAAAUUCAGCAUUUAGUACAAAACAAAAUGAUGCAGCAAGUUUGCCAACUCUUUUAUCAGAAGGCCCAGAGAAUUUAAAUGUACCUAUGGAAAUUUUAAAUUCUUUCCCCACAGUUUUAGAUAGUAGGCCAUUUUCUGCAGUCACAGAAAUAAUUCUUAACACUAAUACAAAUUCCUUCCCCAGUGAUUCUGAGCAGUAUCCACGCGCAAAUACUGAAAUACCGAAUGUAGAAAAUAUACUAAGAACAGAAAAACCCCAAUUGAGUAAUUCAUAUUUAAGUCUAACAAAUUGGGCACCUAGUGAAAGUGGGCCAAUAAAAAUAGUAAAUUUAGCAAGUCCCGCUAUCUUUAACUUAAACACAGACUUCACACAACGUAUAGAAGCAAAACCACUAAAUAGUGAAGAUACAGAUGUAAAUCACAUAGUAACCAUCUCUAAUUUAGUUAAUACACAAGAUCAGGCUGGACAUACACAAUAUGUGACACAGUGGCCAACAGUGAUGGAUGAGACCCUAAACAUGGGACAGAGAGAAGAUAAAACAACGCAAACACUUCCAGACCAGUCAACAAAUAUCAGAGAGAAGGAAGGUGCAGAACAUUUUUCCAGUGCCAUGCUCCUUAAUACAACAUCACACAAAGGAACAGAAGCUCACAGUACAGACAUGACAGUGAGUACACCAAGUCAAGGUCAGUUGCUCAUUAUUUCUGAAGCUACAUAUAGAACAGUAUCCCUUACACACUGCGUUACAUGUACAACUCCUAUAGAAGCUGAAACAAUACCUAGUGAUCAUACAUUGUCACCUAAUGAUGAUGUUCAAUCUACUCCCAUCAUGGAGACAACAGGCAAUCCGGACAGGGUGACAGGAGAAACACAUACAACGAACACACCAAGCACAGAGCAUUUAGGCCAAACGCGUGAAGCACCAGGUGUUACACAGAAACCCACUGCUUUUAGCUCUACCUCCACCAUAGAGACUACAGUAAGGGUAGACAGGGUUACAGGAGAAAUACAUUUAACUGAUCCACUGACCCCAGAUCAUUCAGGUCAACCAAGUGAGACACCAAGCGUGAGACAGACAGAGAAUAUACCUGACAGUACAAAGACUCUAGAAGACCAAUCAACAUCUGUUACAGAGGGGACAGUUACAAAAAAAUUGACUAGCUUUACAACAUUGGAUACCAAAUCAGUCAAGGCUACAGAAAAGCAAAGCUCACAUCUGUCCAUUGUAACCACACCACCUGAAGAGUUGAAAACAGAUUUGUCAACCAUAUUUAGCAAGACUGUAGAUAUUGGUAGUAAUCAUACAUUAUCAACUAAUGAUGAUGUUCAAUCUACUUCCAUCAUAGAGACAACAGAAAAUCUCGACAGGGUUACAGGAGGAACACAUACAACUAACACACCAAGCACAGAGCAUUUAGGCCAAACUCGUGAAACACCAGGUGUGACCAAGACACCUACUGCUGAUAUUAGUUCUACCUCCACCAUAGAGACUACAGCAGGGGUAGACAGGGUUACAGAAGAAAUACAUACAAAUAAUCCACCAAGCACAGAUCAUUCAGUUCAACCAAGUGAGACACAAACUGUGACACAGACAUCUGAUGCUGAUACUAGUUUUACCUCCCCCAUUGAGACUACAGCAAGUGUAGACAGGGUUAGAGAAGAAACACAUAUAACUAAUACACUGACCCCAGAUCAUUCAGUUAAACCAAGUGAGGCACAAAGUGUGAGACAGACAGACAAUAUACCUGACAGUACACAGACUCUAGAAGACCACUUAACACCUGUGUCAGAGGGGUCAAAUAAAAAAACAUUGUCUAGCUUCACAACAUUGGAUACUAUAUCAGUCGAAGCUACAGAAAAACAAACCUUAGAUUUGUCCCCAAGAACCACAUUGCCCGGUAAGCUAAAUACAGAUUUGUCAACCAUAUUUAGCAAGACAAUAGAUACUGACAACAGUAAAACAUUAUCACCUAAUGAUGAUGUUCAACCUACCCCCACCAUAGAGACAACAGGAAAUCCAGUUAGAGCUACAGGAGAAACACAUAUAACUAAUGCACUGACUCUAGAUCAUUCAGGUCAACCAAGUGAGACACCAAGCAUGAGACAGACAGAGAAUAUACCUGACAGUACACAGACUCUAGAAGACCAUUCAACACCUGUCACAGUGGAGACAUCAACAAAACAAUUAUCUAGCUUCACAACGUUGGAUACCAAAUCAGUUGAGGCUACAGAAAAGCAAAGCUCAGAUCUGACCCUGAUAACAACACUGCCUAAUGAAUUAAAUACAGAUUUGUCAACUAUGUUUAGGGAGACUGUAGACAUUGGUAGUGAUAAUACAUUGUCACCUAAUGAUGAUGUUCAAUCUACUCCCAUCAUAGUGACAACAGGCAAUCCGGACAGGGUGACAGGAGAAACACAUACAACGAACACACCAAGCACAGAGCAUGUAGGUCAAACGCGUGAAACACCAGGUGUUACACAGAAACCUACUGCUGAUAUUAGCUCUACUUCCAGCAUAGAGACAACAAUAAGGGUAGACAGGGUUACAGGAGAAAUACAUAUAACUGAUCCACUGACCCCAGAUCAUUCAGGUCAACCAAGUGAGACACCAAGUGUGAGACAGACAGAGAAUAUACCUGACAGUACAAAGACUCUAGAAGACCAAUCAACAUCUGUUACAGAGGGGACAGUUACAAAAAAAUCGACUAGCUUUACAACAUUGGAUACCAAAUCAGUCGAGGCUACAGAAAAGCAAAGCUCAGAUCUGUCCAUUGUAACCACACCACCUGAAGAGUUGAAAACAGAUUUGUCAAUCAUGGUUAGCAAGACUGUAGAUACUGGUAGUGAUCAUACAUUAUCAACUAAUGAUGAUAUUCAAUCUACCCCCAUUGUAGAGACAACAGAAAAUCUGGACAGGGUUACAGGAGGAACACAUACAACUAACAUACCAAGCACAGAGCAUUUAGGCCAAACUCGUGAAACACCAGGUGUGACCAAGACACCUAUUGCUGAUAUUAGUUUUUCCUCCACCAUAGAGACUACAGCAAGGGUAGACAGGGUUAAAGGAGAAACACAUAAAACUAAUCCACCAAGCACCGAUCAUUCAGUACAACCAAGUGAGACACAAACUGUGACACAGACAUCUGAUGCUGAUACUAGUUUUACCUCCCCCAUUGAGACUACAGCAAGUGUAGACAGGGUUACAGAAAAAACACAUAUAACUAAUACACUGACUCCAGAUCAUUCAGUUAAACCAAGUGAGACACCAAGCAUGAGACAGACAGAGAAUAUACCUGACAGUACACAGACUCUAGAAGACCAUUCAACACCUGUCACAGUGGAGACAUCAACAAAACAAUUAUCUAGCUUCACAACAAUCAGUUGAGGCUACAGAAAAGCAAAGCUCAGAUCUGACCCUGAUAACAACACUGCCUAAUGAAUUAAAUACAGAUUUGUCAACUAUGUUUAGGGAGACUGUAGACAUUGGUAGUGAUAAUACAUUGUCACCUAAUGAUGAUGUUCAAUCUACUCCCAUCAUAGACAACAGGCAAUCCGGAGGGUGACAGGAGAAACACAUACAACGAACACACCAAGCACAGAGCAUUAGGUCAAACGCGUGAAACACCAGGUGUUACACAGAAACCUACUGCUGAUAUUAGCUCUACUUCCAGCAUAGAGACACAAUAAGGGUAGACAGGGUUACAGGAGAAAUACAUAUAACUGAUCCACUGACCCCAGAUCAUUCAGGUCAACCAAGUGAGACACCAAGUGUGAGACAGACAGAGAAUAUACCUGACAGUACAAAGACUCUAGAAGACCAAUCAACAUCUGUUACAGAGGGGACAGUUACAAAAAAAUCGACUAGCUUUACAACAUUGGAUACCAAAUCAGUCGAGGCUACAGAAAAGCAAAGCUCAGAUCUGUCCAUUGUAACCACACCACCUGAAGAGUUGAAAACAGAUUUGUCAACCAUGGUUAGCAAGACUGUAGAUACUGGUAGUGAUCAUACAUUAUCAACUAAUGAUGAUGUUCAAUCUACCCCCAUUAUAGAUACAACAGAAAAUCUGGACAGGGUUACAGGAGGAACACAUACAACUAACGCACCAAGCACAGAGCAUUUAGGCCAAACUCGUGAAACACCAGGUGUGACCAAGACACCUAUUGCUGAUAUUAGUUCUUCCUCCACCAUAGAGACUACAGCAAGGGUAGACAGGGUUAAAGGAGAAACACAUACAACUAAUCCACCAAGCACAGAUCAUUCAGUACAACCAAGUGAGACACAAACUGUGACACAGACAUCUGAUGCUGAUACUAGUUUUACCUCCCCCAUUGAGACUACAGCAAGUGUAGACAGGGUUACAGAAGAAACACAUAUAACUAAUACACUGACUCCAGAUCAUUCAGUUAAACCAAGUGAGACACAAAGUGUGAGACGGGCAGACAAUAUACCUGACAGUACACAGACUCUAGAAGACCAUUCAACACCUGUCACAGUGGAGACAUCAACAAAACAAUUAUCUAGCUUCACAACAUUGGAUACCAAAUCAGUCGAGGCUACAGAAAAACAAACCUCAGAUUUGUCCCCAAGAACCACAUUGCCUGGUAAGCUAAAUACAGAUUUGUCAACCAUAUUUAGCAAGACAAUAGAUACUGACAGCAUUAAAACAUUAUCACCUAAUGAUGAUGUUCAACCUACCCCCAGCAUAGAGACAACAGGAAAUCCAGUUAGGGCUACAGGAGAAACACAUAUAACUAAUGCACUGACUCUAGAUCAUUCAGGUCAACCAAGUGAGACACCAAGUGUGAGACAGGCAGAGAAUAUACCUGACAGUACACAGACUCUAGAAGACCAUUCAACACCUGUCACAGUGGAGACAUCAACAAAACAAUUAUCUAGCUUCAUAACGUUGGAUACCAAAUCAGUUGAGGCUACAGAAAAGCAAAGCUCAGAUGUGACCCUGAUAACAACACUGCCUAAUGAAUUAAAUACAGAUUUGUCAACUAUGUUUAGGGAGACUGUAGACAUUGGUAGUGAUAAUACAUUGUCACCUAAUGAUGAUGUUCAAUCUACUUCCAUCAUAGAGACAACAGGCAAUCCGGACAGGGUGACAGGAGAAACACAUACAACGAACACACCAAGCACAGAGCAUUUAGGUCAAACGCGUGAAACACCAGGUGUUACACAGAAACCUACUGCUGAUAUUAGCUCUACUUCCAGCAAAGAGACUACAAUAAGGGUAGACAGGGUUACAGGAGAAAUACAUAUAACUAAUCCACUGACCCCAGAUCAUUCAGGUCAACCAAGUGAGACACCAAGCGUGAGACAGACAGAGAAUAUACCUGACAGUACAAAGACUCUAGAAGACCAAUCAACAUCUGUUACAGAGGGGACAGUUACAAAAAAAUCGACUAGCUUUACAACAUUGGAUACCAAAUCAGUCGAGGCUACAGAAAAGCAAAGCUCAGAUCUGUCCAUUGUAACCACACCACCUGAAGUGUUGAAAACAGAUUUGUCAACCAUGGUUAGCAAGACUAUAGAUACUGGUAGUGGUCAUACAUUAUCAACUAAUGAUGAUGUUCAAUCUACCCCCAUUAUAGAUACAACAGAAAAUCUGGACAGGGUUACAGGAGGAACACAUACAACUAACGCACCAAGCACAGAGCAUUUAGGCCAAACUCGUGAAACACCAGGUGUGACCAAGACACCUAUUGCUGAUAUUAGUUCUUCCUCCACCAUAGAGACUACAGCAAGGGUAGACAGGGUUAAAGGAGAAACACAUACAACUAAUCCACCAAGCACAGAUCAUUCAGUACAACCAAGUGAGACACAAACUGUGACACAGACAUCUGAUGCUGAUACUAGUUUUACCUCCCCCAUUGAGACUACAGCAAGUGUAGACAGGGUUACAGAAGAAACACAUAUAACUAAUACACUGACUCCAGAUCAUUCAGUUAAACCAAGUGAGACACAAAGUGUGAGACGGGCAGACAAUAUACCUGACAGUACACAGACUCUAGAAGACCAUUCAACACCUGUCACAGUGGAGACAUCAACAAAACAAUUAUCUAGCUUCACAACAUUGGAUACCAAAUCAGUCGAGGCUACAGAAAAACAAACCUCAGAUUUGUCCCCAAGAACCACAUUGCCUGGUAAGCUAAAUACAGAUUUGUCAACCAUAUUUAGCAAGACAAUAGAUACUGACAGCAUUAAAACAUUAUCACCUAAUGAUGAUGUUCAACCUACCCCCAGCAUAGAGACAACAGGAAAUCCAGUUAGGGCUACAGGAGAAACACAUAUAACUAAUGCACUGACUCUAGAUCAUUCAGGUCAACCAAGUGAGACACCAAGUGUGAGACAGGCAGAGAAUAUACCUGACAGUACACAGACUCUAGAAGACCAUUCAACACCUGUCACAGUGGAGACAUCAACAAAACAAUUAUCUAGCUUCACAACGUUGGAUACCAAAUCAGUUGAGGCUACAGAAAAGCAAAGCUCAGAUCUGACCCUGAUAACAACACUGCCUAAUGAAUUAAAUACAGAUUUGUCAACUAUGUUUAGGGAGACUGUAGACAUUGGUAGUAAUAAUACAUUGUCACCUAAUGAUGAUGUUCUAUCUACUCCCAUCAUAGAGACAACAGGCAAUCCAGACAGGGUGACAGGAGAAACACAUACAACGAACACACCAAGCACAGAGCAUUUAGGUCAAACGCGUGAAGCACCAGGUGUUACACAGAAACCUACUGCUGAUAUUAGCUCUACUUCCAGCAUAGAGACUACAAUAAGGGUAGACAGGGUUACAGGAGAAAUACAUAUAACUAAUCCACUCACCCCAGAUCAUUCAGGUCAACCAAGUGAGACACCAAGUGUGAGACAGACAGAGAAUAUACCUGACAGUACAAAGACUCUAGAAGACCAAUCAACAUCUGUUACAGAGGGGACAGUUACAAAAAAAUCGACUAGCUUUACAACAUUGGAUACCAAAUCUGUCGAGGCUACAGAAAAGCAAAGCUCAGAUCUGUCCAUUGUAACCACACCACCUGAAGAGUUGAAAACAGAUUUGUCAACCAUGGUUAGCAAGACUGUAGACACUGGUAGUGAUCAUACAUUAUCAACUAAUGAUGAUGUUCAAUCUACCCCCAUUAUAGAUACAACAGAAAAUCUGGACAGGGUUACAGGAGGAACACAUACAACUAACGCACCAAGCACAGAGCAUUUAGGCCAAACUCGUGAAACACCAGGUGUGACCAAGACACCUAUUGCUGAUAUUAGUUCUUCCUCCACCAUAGAGACUACAGCAAGAGUAGACAGGGUUAAAGGAGAAACACAUACAACUAAUCCACCAAGCACAGGUCAUUCAGUACAACCAAGUGAGACACAAACUGUGGCACAGACAUCUGAUGCUGAUAUUAGUUUUACCUCCCCCAUUGAGACUACAGCAAGUGUAGACAGGGUUAGAGAAGAAACACAUAUAACUAAUACACUGACUCCAGAUCAUUCAGUUAAACCAAGUGAGACACAAAGUGUGAGACGGGCAGACAAUAUACCUGACAGUACACAGACUCUAGAAGACCAUUCAACACCUGUCACAGUGGAGACAUCAACAAAACCAUUAUCUAGCUUCACAACAUUGGAUACCAAAUCAGUCGAGGCUACAGAAAAACAAACCUCAGAUUUGUCCCCAAGAACCACAUUGCCUGGUAAGCUAAAUACAGAUUUGUCAACCAUAUUUAGCAAGACAAUAGAUACUGACAGCAUUAAAACAUUAUCACCUAAUGAUGAUGUUCAACCUACCUCCACAUAGAGACAACAGGAAAUCCAGUUAGGGCUACAGGAGAAACACAUAUAACUAAUGCACUGACUCUAGAUCAUUCAGGUCAACCAAGUGAGACACCAAGCGUGAGACAGGCAGAGAAUAUACCUGACAGUACACAGACUCUAGAAGACCAUUCAACACCUGUCACAGUGGAGACAUCAACAAAACAAUUAUCUAGUUUCACAACAUUGGAUACCAAAUCAGUCGAGGCUAUAGAAAAACAAACCUCAGAUCUGACCCUGAUGACAACACUGCCUAAUGAAUUAAAUACAGAUUUGUCAACUAUGUUUAGGGAGACUGUAGACAUUGGUAGUAAUAAUACAUUGUCACCUAAUGAUGAUGUUCUAUCUACUCCCAUCAUAGAGACAACAGAAAAUCUGGACAGGGUUACAGGAGGAACACAUACAACGAACACACCAAGCACAGAGCAUUUAGGCCAAACUCGUGAAACACCAGGUGUGACCAAGACACAUACUGCUGAUAUUAGUUCUACCACCACCAUAGAGACUACAGCAAGGGUAGACAGGGUUACAGGAGAAGCACAUAUAACUGAUCCACUGACCACGGAUCAUUCAGGUCAAACCAGUGUGAGACAGACAGAGAAUAUACCUGAAAGAACACAGAUUUUAGAAGACCAUUCAACAUCUGUCACAGUUGGAACAAUUGCAACAACCAUUUUUAGCAAGAUUAUAGAUUCUGACAACAUUACAACAUUAUCACCUAUUGAUGAUCCUAAUUCUAUCUCCACCAUAGAGACUCUAGUAAAUACAGACAGACUUACAGGAGAAACACAUAAGACAUAUGCACUGAGCACAGAUCAUCCAGGUCAACCAAGUGAGAUACCAAGCGUGAGACAGACAGAGAAUAUACCUGACAGUACAAAGACUCUAGAAGACCUUUCAACACUUGUCACUGUGGGGACAAGUACAAAAUCAUUGCAUAGCUUCACUAUAUUGGAUACCAAAUCAAUUAUGGCCACAGAAAAUCAAAGCUCAGAUCCGUCCCCAAUAACAUCAUUGCCUGAUAAAUUAAGUACAGAUUUGUCAACCAUAUUUAGCAAGACUACAGAAAGGGGAGAAACACAUACAAUUGAGACAGCAAGUGUGAGACAAGCAGAAAAUAUAACUGGAGCUUCAAAGACUGUAAAUGAAAAUUCAACAACCAUCAAGGUGGAAACCAUUACAAAAAAAAUCUCUAGUUUUACAACACUAGAUACCAAAUCCCUUGAGACAGUAACAAAGCAUAGCUCAUAUCAGUCUUCAAUUACUUCAUUGCCUACAGACCAAAAUAGAGAAUUCUCAGCCAGGGUUAGUGAGGCUGUAGUUUCUGGUAUUGAUACUACAUUAUCACCUACUCAUGGUAUUAGUUCUGCCUCCACCAAAGAGUCUACAGUAAGUCCAGACAUUGUUACAGGAGAGCCAAAUCCAACUGAUGUUCUGAGUCAAGAAAUGUCAGGCUAUACUGCAAAAAGGACUGAACAUACUACAGUGGUGUCAGAUGCCACUAGUGAUAGUACAGAAUACUCCACUACACUUAAUGAUGUAAGAGUGAUAAUAACCACUCUAGAAACUUUUCAUUCACCUACAAUAUUGGCUACAAAAAAAUCGCAACAGCCUCUUUUGACACAAGCUACUGAACAGCUAUCUAAGCUUUCUUCAUCUGAAGCAUAUAGCAAAACAAAUCUAACCACUGUUGAUACCAGCCAUGGCAAUUCAAGAACAAGUGUAGUUUUAUACGAUCCCAAUUCAACCAUUGUUACAGGAAACCUGGAUAUACCUAUAAUAACACAACUACCUAUAAUCACUAUAAUGAAGGAUGCAGAUAAUUCAAAUAGUUCCACCAUUUCUUCAACACUGGACACACAUGCAGACAUACAGGGUACACCAAAAUAUGAUGUAGAGCAAUUAAAUGAAGUUGAUACACCCCAAGAUAUAAAUGAAAAUAGCUCAACACCCACUGCAGUUAGCGUUAGCAAUGAAACUGUGGUACCUGAUGUCCUUGGCUCCCUCCCUUCUUUUGUGUCUAGUAAAGGACCUGGCAUAGAUAGUUCUAAAAUAGUACAUACAGAACAACCCAACCUUCUAAAAAUUUAUGAAACUGUAAGUCCAUUGUUAACAAUAAUCUCAGAAGUGAAUAGUACAGAGAAUUUCCUAGGUACCGCAACAGAAAGGGUACCUGAUUUGCUGAGUUCUAGAAGUACUAGUCCAAAGGAAACCAUUAACACUACCCAGGAGCCAAAAAGUGAUAGGGUAAGUGAAGGAAUGGUUUCAGAAGGUACUGAUAGUACAAUACAGACUGACCAAAAAGAAGAAAAAACAACUACAGUAACUGGGAAAACAAGUCCAUAUUUUGGAGAAAGGACAACACAAUCAAGAGAUAGCAGUGAACCAUUUACCUGGAAGCCAAGUAUACUGUAUCCAACAGAGGCAUCAGGAACAAAUACAGAGCAGGCACUGCUUGCAGAUGUUACCCAUGCAAGAAAGUUCAGCUUUGGCACCUCUACAACAAUUGUUGCUAAAGAGGAUAUUGUGUCUACAAUAAUGGCUGAGGAACCUUUUAGUUCUGUUUUGGAUGAAAGUAUCAGUAAAAAUCAAUCUGCAUUUGUCAAAGAGAAUGUAGAGGACAUUCAGAGAAUGGAGACAGAUGAUAUUGGCCUCCAGACCACCUUGGUUACAAGUAAAAAACAACACAAUUUUCCUUCAGUCACCAUGGGCAUGAGAACAGAGCUGAUGUUGAGUUCACAUGCUGUAAAACAUGAUGCAGAAAAAUCAACUAUACCUAAUAUAAUCUCCCAUGGAUUAACUAAAUACUCACCCCUAACUGAUGGUGAUUUAUCUACUGCCAUUAUCAGUGAUACAGAUCAUUCAACAUUAAGGUAUCCAGGAAAACCAGACCCAUCUCCCGUGGAUUCUGAGUUAAUAAGCAAAAGUAGCAAAGAAUCUUCAGUUACUAAUGCAAUAACCACAGAGGGUGUAUCUUCAGCUAGUGCACAAACCGAAAAAGACCAGAUGUUAAAUGUACAUAUUAACACUGGAAUAAACAGAAUAUGCCCGACAACUGUGAGAGAGAAGGGAAGUAUAAGCAAGACACUAACAAUUCUUCUUAGAACAUUAGGUCCAAAGCAGUUUGCUAGUUCUAAUACAAGGGCAGAUGUGUACUUACCUUUUGUAAAUAUCUCAAGUACACAAUCCCCAAUUUUAGUGAGUGGUGAGCAGGAUUCCGGUGUAAUCGAAUUAGAAAAUGUAACUUCAAUAAAUAAUGGUAAUUAUGUAGAAAGUAUGAAAGAUGUGACAGCUGAAACACUGAAUAAUUUACAUACAAAUUCUUUUGAUUUUACAGCGAGCACAUUGGCCCCUGUCCAGGAACAAAGUACCAAAGACCUUAAAUCAUAUGGUAAUAGUCAAACAACAAAUUCUCAAGGAUUACAGGAAACUACAAACACAAGGUUAAGUGAUAUUAUUUCAACAGGACCAACAAAAGACCCAACUUCUAGUUUUAAUAAAAGUACCUCCCCAUCACCAACUAAUGUAGGGCCCACUACAGUUAAGGCAGUUGAACAUAAACAUAAUCUAUCUGGGGAAAGUACAACUACGAUAUCUGUUGGAACAGAAACAAAAAUGCCAGACAUAUCAAGCACUCCAGUGGAAAGUAUUGAAAUCAGGUUGAGUACUCAAAUGACCAAUGAAAAUACAUCACCAACUGCAGGAACAAAAAUUGAUACCACCACAAAGUCUGCUGGUGACACCCCAUCUUCAGCUUCUGUGCAGACAAAGGAGACAGUAACCCUAAUGGAUGGCGAUAUGGGUAAAACUUCCACUGUCAUAAAUUUCGAUGAAUCUCAAAAAUCCACAAUCAAACCAUCUGUAAGCCAUCAAGAAAGAACAACAUCCACUGAUGAGUCUCUGAAAUACACUACAAGACAACCUGAAAAGGAUCUCAAUCUUUUACCCAAGACUACAAUAAAACCCAAGAUCGAUAUGGAACAAAGAAUAACCACAACUCAAAAACCAGAAGGAGCAACAACAAAGGAUAUCUUUAACUUUACUCCAAAAGAUAACAUGUUUACCAAGUCUUCAUCUACGAAUAUGCCUCAAUAUGGUCAAACACACAUGACCACAAAAUCACCUAUACUGUCACAAAGUACAAACCCACCUGGUAAAGAAGAUUCCAUUACACAAAAGCCUAGGAGUUACAUUACAGCCAGACCAAUUGGCAUUGAAGAAAUUGAAAAUAAGAAUGAAACCAACUAUCCCUUGCCCAUUGACCCAUUUCACAUCUGUGAUUUGCUAAAGGAUCCAGAAAACAAGAUAAAAAUAUCAGAGAUUGAUCUCCAGCGCUUGACACAAGUAUGCAUUGAAAUGAGACGACCAGUAAGUACACCAUCAUCAGAGACAAGGCAGCCUGGUUCUGACCAGAUUAAAGUACCCUCACAUCACACAAUAACCACUAUCCUACAGCCCAAAUGGAAUCAGCCACCAGGAUCAAGAUUCAUACAGCUUAUUGAGGAAAUAAAAAGGAGGGCAAAUAUACCUCAAACUCCAAAUUUAAUAGGAGUCCCAGGCCUAUACACAAAUAAAUCAACAGCAUGGUUGUUGCUACUUAAUAAGUUCAGGAGUCCAAAUGGUAAGUAAGCAAUAUUGAAUCUAUAUCUAUAUAUUGUUCAGUAGGGGAGUAAGAAUUAAAAUAAGCAUUAUGGGCAAUAGCCAGCAAUGUGUUAACUCAUUUGUGGCCCAAGGAGGAGUUGGACAUUUUCUUAAAUUACCAUAUGUUGGCUGUAUGCCGAUACAUGCUCUAAUUUUCUAGAACGAGUAAUUGAGAAAUAUGCAUCAGUUUUUCCAGUAACUGACAGGAAACAUAAAAGGUGAUGAUAUUUUGCAGGAAUGCAUUAGAACAUAUAGAUAAAUAAAUUUAUUCAAGUCAAUAGUAGCCCUGACUAAUGGCUCACUAGAAAAUAUUUAUUUAUUAUAACCAAACUCUAAGGUCUAGAACAUACUUGAAAAUAUUACUGCUAAACUUAUGUAAUACAUUCUUAAGGAAGUGAGACGUACAUUUUUGAAACUCAAAUAAAUAAUCCAAUAAAUAGCAUGUGGAUUGAAACAUUAGGCAUGUUAUCUCAAUAAUAAAAUAUUGAGUUAGUCACACUACACCAGGAGUUAGAAGCUUGGGGAAAAAAGCUGAUUUCUUUAUUUAUUUAUUUUUAUUUGGGCUUUUCUGGCCUUAAAUAUCUUAUUCCUUUGUCAAUGAUCUACAAUUUUUAUUAGUCAGCAUAAAUACUUAACUGAUAUUUACUUUUUAUUUGUAUUUUUUUUUUUGUAUAUAUUUUUUUUUAACUCUGAUAUUUAUAUAAGUAAGCUCAUAUCAGAAAAUGUACACUGAAUUAAAUACCAAUUCAUUUCCCAACUUUAAGUACUAAGAAAUAUUUAAUCAUUUCCCAACACUUUGCUAUAGACCCACAGAUGAACUUGUGCAUUGGACCUCCAGCAGAUGGCAUGACAACCCUCCAGAAUGGUUCGAUGGUUGUAUUCCGAGGUAAGAUUGUGCUUUCUGUUACUUUGCAACAAGAUCAGAGAAAGGAAACAUGCAUAUUUUGGUACAUGUAGGGCCUAUUGUAGGCAAUUAUGUAAGGAAAAUGUAUUCAUAGUUACUGUAAUUUUCUUCUCUGGCUAUUUCAUAUAUUUAUGUAUCGGUAUAUACAUAUACUUUUGGGUUAGUUCAUUCCCUUCUGAGAAUAAACUUAAAAAGGGGUCCAGCUCAUGUGAUCACCAGUCUAGUCACCAAGCUCUGAAGACCAUCUAAAAGGAAAUACAUGGGAAGGAAACUAUAUGCAGCAUAUACUUAUGGGGAGUAUCCAGGCUGUCCAGGGCUCUGGAAAUGAGGGCUUUGGCAACAUCCUGGGUGCUGUUUUUAAUGGGAAAGACUAAGCUUGAAAUGGUUCUCAUUGCUUGGAGGAAGCAAAAAAAAACAUGGUAAUAAGCAACUCCUAGAUCUAUUGGGACUGGAUGAAUGGAGGGAUGUUUUUUUUUUUUUUUUUAGAAAUCCCAUCCAAAUUCCUAUAUUCAAAAGAGUGUUGAGAGAAGAGUGACCCAGUAAAGGAUUAUAGGUGGGCAUAUGCAAAUUAGCUCAAUAAGGAAUCACAUUUUUGCCUCAUUCAAUUUUAACAUGGAUUCCUUACAGUCUGUGUUUUCUGUAUACAACAGCUUUGAAACACAACUCAGGAAAAGAUGCAAAGCCGGUGAACCACUCAUGGACAGCAGUUUCAAUUGUUAAUGCAAAUCAUCAGCAUGAGGUUGGUUACUGGCUUGCUAUUGAGGCUUGGCAGUACUUGCGAAGCAAAAACCAAGUGUAGCGGUACUUACCCUCUCCGAGGUCCUCUGUUCCCGCCGUGCGCGGUCCUUCAUCUGCACGAGCUGCACGCGGCUCGUCCGACGGGGUUUACAGGAAGGCGGGCACUGACCGCAAGACACGGUACACUUGUACCAGACACAUCUACCAUGCCUAAUGCUUCUGCACAUCUAACCACUCCACCUAGGUAUGGAGGGGAUGCUAAGACAUGCAGGGGAUUCCUUAAUCAAGUGGAAUUCCACUUUGAAAUGUAUCCACGUUCAUUUCACACUGAUAGGUCUAAGGUUGGUUUCCUUAUGCACCAACUUACAGAUAAAGCACUUGAGUGGGUAAAUCCUAUUUGGGAGGCUAAUGGACCAAUGGUGCAUGAUUUCAGUAGCUUCCUUAUGGCUUUUCGUAGAACCUUUGACACAACUAAAAGGUUGAAGAAUGCCGCCAGGGCGUUAAUGAGAAUUAAACAGGGAUCUAAGUCUGUUGCCGAUUAUGCUAUUCAGUUCCGUACCCUUGCUUCACAGGUAGAUUGGACCAACAAUGGGCUGACUACUGCGUGCAUGGAAGGUCUAUCUGAAUCUAUAUUGGAUGAGGUAGCGGCCUUCCUAUACCCUUAGAAGAUCUCAUCGACUAUCUCAUCGAUAUAGACAAUAGGAUUCGUGCCAGGCUAUAUACCAAGACUAGGAAUAGACGCCUUGUUACACUUAAUACUCCUAGAGUUGCUAAUCCUGAGGGUUCCAAAGUAUCAGAGGAGGAGCCCAGGCAAUUAGGGGUUGCUGAACUCUCUGAUGCUGAAAAAUUGUAUAGGAGAAAGGAGGGACUUUGCCUGUACUGUGGUAGGAAGGGCCAUAUGCGACAGGAAUGUCCCGUGCGUCCGGAAAACUAUCGCACCUAAGACCGUAUAGGGGACUGGCCUUGGGUGUGACAUCUGAGUCCCCACAUUUACCUAUUAACAGAUUGCUUCUCUCUGUCUCCCUGCAUCUUGAAAAAAAUAGCAUAGCAGGGAACAUACUAGCCCUGGUUGAUUCUGGUGCGGCCGAGAACUUCAUAGAUUCUGGCUUUGUUAAAAAACACAACAUACCCAUUAGAAAGAAGAAGACACCCUUGGCCGUUGAGGCCAUAGAUGGUAGACCAUUAUGCUCCCCAGUUAUCACACAUGAAACUGAACCGUUGCAUAUGUCUACAGGGUUGUUACAUUCAGAAACCAUUCGGUUUCAGAUCAUCACUUCUCCUUCCUCUCACAUCGUGUUAGGGUACCCAUGGUUGCUUUCUCAUAAUCCCACUUUUGACUGAGAGUCAGGACAAAUAGUAUCUUGGAGUGAUUCUUGCCAAGAGUCUUGUAUCAUUAAAAUCACCCCUUUGAAUUCUAUUAACGUUCCUACUACUCCUCCUUUGUCUACUGUUAUACCACCUCAGUACAUUCUCUUAAAUCUGUCUUCGAUAAAAGGGAGGCUGAAAAGUUACCGCCUCACAGACCCUACGAUUGUGCUAUUGAUUUGUUACCUGGCGCUAUACCUAAUAAAGGGAGGGUGUAUCCUUUGUCUCCUUAAGAAAACCUUGUCAUGGAGGAAUAUAUCAAAGAAUCUUUACAAAAGGGGUUUAUAAGGAGAUCCUCUUCUCCGGCAGGGGCUGGUUUCUUCUUUGUGUAGAAGAAGGAGGGCGAUUUAAGACCCUAUAUCGACUAUAGUGGCCUUAAUAAAAUCACCAUAAAAAAUACUUACCCUAUACCUUUAAUCACAGAAUUAUUUGACAGGCUUAAACAAGCUACUGUGUUUACUAAACUGGACCAUAGGGGUGCAUACAAUCUUAUACGUAUAAAAAAGGACCAUGAAUGGAAAACUGCAUUCAAUACUAGGAGUGGUCAUUACGAAUACACUGUGAUGCCCUUUGGUCUUUGUAAUGCCCCAGCAGUGUUUCAAGAGUUUAUUAAUGAUGUCUUACGAGAGUACAUUCGCACAUUUGUAAUAGUGUACUUGGACGACAUAUUAAUAUAUUCACCUGAUUUGCAUACUCAUCACAUGCAUGUUAAAUUAGUUUUGAAAAUCCUUCUUGUUAAUAUUCUCGAUUGUAAACUCGAAAAAUGUUUGUUUGAUCAAUCCAAAGUCCAGUUCUUUGGGUAUCUAAUUUCUGCUAAGGGUUUUCGUAUGGAUCUCAGGAAGCUUUCUGCUGUCAUAGAAUGGCCUCUACCUCAGGGUUUGAAAGCCAUUCAGUGUUUUCUUGGUUUUUCUAACUAUUACAGACGCUUUAUUAAAGUUUUUUUCUUCCAUUGUAGCGCCUAUAAUCCGAAUGACUAAAAGGGAUGGUAAUACUCAUGUCUGGACCCCGGAAGCACUUGAGGCUUUUGAAUUUCUUAAGACUGCAUUCGCUUAUGCUCCUAUUUUACAGCAUCCUGUCUCUUCUUUGCCUUUUAUUCUUGAAGAUGAUGCUUCAAAUAUUGGGGUGGGUGCUGUCUUGUCUCAAAGGGAAUCACCAGAGAAGCCAUUACAUCCUUGUGGUUUCUUUUCCAAGCUGAUGUCCAAGGCCGAAAAGAAUUAUGACAUAGCCAAUCGAGAACUCCUUGCAAUUGUUGUAGCACUUAAGGAAUGGAGACAUUUUUUGGAGGGUACUAAGUAUCCCAUCCUUAUACUUACUGAUCAUAAAAACCUUUCCUACCUUAGUGAAGCCAAGAGAUUGUCUUCUAGGCAGGCCACGUGGUCACUGUUUUUACCUCGCUUCAAUUAUAUCAUCACCUACAGACUAGGUGAUCGUAACACUAAAGCUGACGCUCUGUCCAGACAAUUCGAAACUACCGACAAACAAGACUUUGAUGAUACCCCUGUCAUUCCCCCGGACAGAAUAAUAGCUACUACUGUUCUCUCUAUUUCUUCAUCCCUCUUGCAAGUCAUACAGGCUAAACAAAACAAGGCACCUAGAGAGAGACCUGCUGAUAAAUUGUUCGUCAAUGUUCCUGAAAGACAGGAAAUUAUGUCACUCUAUCAUGACACCAAAACUGCUGGGCAUCCUGGUAUUACUAAAACCUUAACAGCAGCUUCUAGAUAUUUCUGGUGGGCUUCCUUACGCAAGGACAUCACCGAUUACGUACGGGCAUGUGUUACUUGUGCCAGUAUGAGGUCUUCUCAUAGAGUUCCUUGUGUGGUUGUUGCACCCUCUCUUGUCUCUUGUCAAAUUGCCCUCAUCCAAGGAACUUGCUUCUAUCUUCGCCAGGGAGGUGUUUCGGUUACACAGUAUACCAGAGUCUAUAGUGUCCGAUAGGGAUAGCCAGUUUAUUUCCAGGUUCUGGAAAGCCUUUUGUUCGGAGAUGGGCAUUUCUCUCUCAUUUUCCUCCGCUUUAAUCCCCAGUCUAAUGGAGCUGCUGAACGUGCCAACCAAUCCCUAUAGCAGUAUCUUCGUUGUUUCGUAUCCCACCAUCAGAACACCUGGGCUGACCUGCAUCUUUGGGCUGAGUUUGCUCGUAAUAACACUGCUCAUGAAUCUUCCAGUAAUAGCCCUUUCUACGUUGUUUAUGGCCAGCAUCCUGUUGUUCUUCCAGCUGCAUUCUCCUUACAGGGCAUGCCAGUUGUGGAUGUGCAUUUGGCUGGUUUACGUACUACCUGGGAGCAGGUUCAGCGUUCUUUUGUGGACUCUGCUGCUCGCCAAAAGGUUCAGGUUGACAAACAUCGCAGGGCGGCUCCAUCCUAUGUUGUGGAGAAAAGGGUUUGGCUUUCCACUUGCAAUAUCCGCCUUUGUGUGCCUUCUAUGAAGCUGGCUCCCCGUUUUAUCGGUCCUUUUCGUAUCUUACAUAAAAUUAAUCCUGUUUCAUAUGCCUUAGAUCUUUCUAGGAACCUGCGUAUUCUUAACGUCUUUCACACCUCCUUGUUGAAGCCACUUCUGUUUAACCGUUAUAACGUUAUAACCGUUCCUCCUCCUCCUCCUCCUGUUUCUGUGGAGGGACAUGAGGAAUUCGAGGUGGCUGCUGUGCUUGACUCUCGUUUUCUCCGGGGUUGCCUCCAGUACCUGGUGCAUUGGAAGGGAUAUGGGCCUGAGAAACGCAGUUGGAUUUCCGCUAACGCUGUUCACGCUCCUUGCCUUCUGCGCUCCUUCCACUCUCCUCUGUUCCCGCCACGUGCGGUCCUGCAUCUACACGAGUCGCGCGCGGCUCGUCCGACGGAGUUACAGGAAGGUGGUCAUGUGCCCCGUCUGGCUCUAAGAGCGCUCUUAAAGGGACAGUGGGAGCCGAAAUGUGAAACGGUCUCCCAUUGGCCCAUGUCAUUCCACAUUCCCCUUACACUCACGUUUUGGGGGCGUGGAUAUGACAGGGGCCAAUCAAAUUGAACACUAGGGUAUUUAUACUCACCUUUCCCUUAGCUCUCUGCCCUAUCGUGGUUUCUGAUUCAGUUCCCUUUAGUGCUUGUAUCGUUCAGUAGUGGUUUUUUCAUGCUUGACCUUGGCUUUGUAUCUGACUCCGUUUUUCUCUUUAUCCCUGCUUUGUCUUGUUUGCCGGCUUCCUGACUCCUGUGUACCAGACCUUGGCUAGUUCUUGUUUUAGCUGUCUCUCUGUUCCUUUGACCUCGGCUUGUUCCUGACUCUGUCACUUCUCUGUUUUACGUUGAGUCCGGCCAUUCUAAGGCCCAGUAAGACGUAUCUGCUUUAUCUUGUCUCUUGUUGGACUAAAUCUUGCGUGUUGGGGUACACUACCGUGACACCAAGAAAGUUAUGGUAAGGAAAAAUUGUGAUUGAAAAUCCCUUCCACCUGAAGUCUGUGGAUAGUCAAUACAAUGUAAAACAAAGAUCUGCACACCAGUCAAUCCAGAAGACUUGCUUUUUUCCACAGAAAUCACAUAAUUGCAGCGAUGUUACUACCGUAAAGGAUAUAUAUAUAUAUAUAUAUAUAUAUAUAUAUAUAUAUAUAAAGCAUAAUUUCAUAUCAGGUAAUUAUAAAAGCAGCAGUAGUCCUUCAAAAUGUUUGGGCUGAAUUAAAAUAUUUUUGGUAGAGACCCAUAGUUUGAACACGGCAUUAGCUUGGUGACCUAGUCUUUAAAUGAUAAGCUCAAUUACCAGCUAUUUUUAAUAUAUUGAACAGUUUUCAGAAAAAUCUGUGACUCCUGGGCUACUAACCUCAAGAAGGAAAACAGACAAAUUGCAAUGGUUAUUUUGGAUCUCUUUAGGUCAUUAUUUCUGGAUGCUAAACCAGGGAGGAGUUACAGAGAAACCUCGCAAAAUCAGCGAGGUAUGGGGCAUUCCUUCUCCAAUUGAUACAGUGUUCACUCGAUGUAACUGUGGUGGCAAGACUUUCUUUUUUAAGGUAAGAUUUAAAAAGGAAUACAAUUUAAAUUGAAACAUUAUAAAGAUAAACAUCUAAAUUUAAUUUGGAAACUUAAGAGAUGGGACAGGGUAAGAACCAAUAAAAAAAAAUUUUUUUUUAAAAACAGGUUUUGAAGCGGGAACUAGGAAGGUACCAUAAAAUGUCAAAUAAAGAAACAAACAGUGAGAGGCCAUAUUACAUGAGUGGGAAAAUACUUCAGGUUAUUUAAAUUAGUCUUUAUAGCUCUUUAAUCUUCUGUUAACUUUUAUACAGUAACCACAGAGGUGUAAGUGGUUGUUUUAAAAAUAAGACCUACAACAUGUAUACAAUUAACCAGCUUGAUUCAUCCCCUAGUGACUUUAUCAAGAAGAUAAACACAAAAUCUGUAAACUAUUGUCCCAGAAUUGUAUCUACUAUGUAUGGUACUGAUAUUUUGGAUAAAGAAAUAUCAGUACAUUUGAAUUUUAGUACCUAUCGGGGGAAAUAACAAAUGAUUGUCAAUUAGUAAUGUUUUCAAUGGAACAAAUUUGGGAUUGACUGUCCUUUGGAGGCUGACAAUAGUGAGUACAAGAUUAUUUCGCCUGCUUUAUAUAUUUGAGAAUGUUAUUAUAUUGGACAUAUGCUACAGUAUCUGCUCAGGAGUGGGGUGGAUUUCCUUUAGUUGGUUUUUACUAAAAGCAUUUUGAAUGGCAAAUCUAAAGAUCUAAUAAUGUUUGCACCUACGAAAUCUGUAACGAACAUGGUCCUAAAAAUUCAGUCUUCACUACCCAGCAAAUACAAAAUCUUAAACAGCAAGUUCUAAAUACUAUAUCCUUUAAUGCUCAGUCAAAGAACCUUCCCACUCCCUUCACCCUUGAGGAAUUGGAUGGUAGUUUUACAAUUGUGUCCCGUGUAUUUUGCUUACUGUUGGGUUUUGUCUCAGGUUGAAUAACUGCCAUUAACACUUCAGUUCAGUGUCACUUGGUGAUUUAUUCCAAAUCACUUUGAACUUGUUACUGCAUUGUGGCAUUGGCAUCAGAGCUUAUACAUAUGUAGUAGGGCAAAUUAUACUGGCAAAUUCCUAGAUUGGAAUAACUGAGGCCAGCUAUGAUUAUUAGCUAAUAGCAUUGCGGUGACGUGGGCUACGUGCUUCAGAAGCAAAGUUCUAGUGAGCGUAUCUUUUGUACAUGAUGUGGAUGAUGAUCUCUUGAGCAUUAUUUCUCUGUGUCAAAUGGGUUGUCCCCUUUAAUUUGCCAAUAGGGUCCAAAUUACUGGCGUUUCACCAAUGAUGCUAUGGAUCCUGGAUAUCCAAAACAAAUUAUUAAAGGGUUUGGAGGACUUAAAGGUAAAAUAACUGCAGUGCUAUCAGUGGCUGGAGUCAAAACAAGGCCAGAGUCAGUCUAUUUCUUCAAAAACGGUAUGUUCUGUUCUUUUUCUUUUAAUAAGUAAUGGCUAUAAAUGCUAUUAUACCAAUGUCUUAAUGCGCAUUUCAUGAUAACAAUACUUAUUCAUGUUCUCUUCUUUGCAUUACUUCACCACUUUUCUCUCAUCUGAAAUAAUUCACUCUUAGAUGUUCCGAGUUAACUUACUUUAGAUUCUCUCCUCUGCCUGGCUUCAUAUUAAAAUAAUAAUAACCAAUUUUCUUUUAUCAGGUGGGAAUGUUCAGAAGUACACAUAUCGCCAGGAACAGACUAAAAAAUGUUCCAAAAGAAAUCGUCCAGCAGUCCAAUACCCAAUUAAUGCACAGAACAUACAAACAGUGAAAUAUCGCUUUCCUCGGCAAAUCAUAAGACAACGGAUACAGAUACACAGAACUCUCACAAAUGUCAAGCAAGCACCUUUGGGUACAGCUAUCAAAUAAAUUAAUAUAAGAUGGAAAUGCUUGUCCUUGCAUAUUCUCAGAUAUUGUUCUCAUACCAAUCAGUGAUAUUGAGUUUACCCACCCAAAGCUGGACAAUUGAUUGUUCAAGAGGACAAUCUCAAGGAACAUUAUAGGCUUCAUCCUGUGACAUGUCUAGCCGAGGGAUGAGAUUCAAAGAACACUAUAGCUUUAGGAAUGCAAACAUGUAUAUCUAAUGCUGCAGUGUUAGCCUACCUGUUAAGGUCCCCAAAACUAAAAAAAAAAGGAUAUUACUCAGCUUAUUUACUCUGGUGCGUUGGUCUCACACCACUGGCUGAUAUUAUUAUUACUGAUGAUCUCAGCCUAUCCAAUGUAUCCUCAUUGGGAAAAUAGUACACAUACACAGCAACCGCUAUGCUGCGACCAAUCAGCAUCUCCUCAUAGAAAUGCAUGGAGUCAAAAGUGCAGCGUUUAAAUGACUGUCCUCAUGAGUGGCUGUCAAAGUGACAGCCACUAGAGGGGGUAUUAUAUAGCCUGUUACACUGCUGAGCCAGGGUAUACGCACCAGAAUCACUUCAUUAAGAUGUGUUUGUUCAGGUGCCUUUAGUGCAUCUUUAAAACUACAGUGAAUUUUGUUAACUGCUGCAAUUAUAAGACACUGUGCACAGAGACAGAGGACUUUCAUGUACCAUAAUCUAUUUAAAGGACCACUAUAGGCAUCCAGACCACUUCAGCUCAAUGAAGUGGUCUGGGUGCGAGGUCCAUCUAGUGUUAACCCUGCAGUUGUAAACAUAGCAGUUUCAGAGAAACUGCUAGGUUUACACUACGGUUAAUCCAGCCUCUAGUGGCUGUCUCACUGAUAGCCGCUAGAGGUGUUUCCGCGCUUCUCACUGUGAAAAUCACAGUGAGAAGACGCUGGAUGUCCAUAGGAAAGCAUUGAGAAAUGCUUUCCUAUGGACUGUUUGAAUGUGCGUGCGGUUCAUGCCACGCAUGCACAUUCUGCACUGACGUCGGGAGAAGAAGGAGAGUUCCCCAGCACCGAGGGAGCCCGGCACUGGAGAAAGGUAAGUGUUUAACUCCUUCAGCCUGGCGGGAGGGGGGCCAUGAGGGUGGGGGGGACCUAAAGACCCUAUAGUGCCAGGAAAACAAGUUUAUUUUCCUGGCACUAUAGUGGUCCUUUAAAGAAAAUAAGAAGGUCCAUUUAAACCACAAAGAAACAGAGUCUGCAAAUUUCAUUUAUAGAUAUGUUUGCACCCUGGAUUACUUCCAGAUUUCUGUAAAAAAAAAAAAAAAAAGUCCACUUCUUGUGAUUCUCAGCUUAACUGGAAACAUACAAAAUAUUACUAAUUUUCAUCUGUUCAUAAAAAUAUAUCAGACUCUGUAAUGCUAUGACUCUACCAGGGCUCAAGAUUUCCACUAACCCACGAGACAUUGACCAGUUAAAGUUCAGCCCUAGUGAGUGAGCCAUGGAAUCUCCAGGCUUGCAGUAUAGACUAACUUUUCUGCCUGAGUAUGAUUUGAAAUUUUGAGCAUUGACUAUACAAUCGCUGUAGUGUUGAUACUCAAUGUGAAAUGUACUUAUCCAGGUGUUCUUCAUGAAGAGGUUUCUGUUCGUUCCACUUGGCGAGGGAUUCCAAACAACAUUGUUUCUGCUGUGUCUUUGCCAAAUCCUCAAAAGCAGGAUGGAUUUGAUUAUUACGUCUUCUCAAAAGGUAAGUUACUUUGCACAUUCAUAUUGAACAAAAUAUAUAUUUUUUUCAGUUCAGCAGUUUGGGUAAUCUUAGGUCUUCAUAUUGCAAAUAGUGUGACUGCUUUGGUGGUGAUGGUAUUGGCAGAUGGUAUUGUAAUGCCGUAUUGCUCCUUUCUCUGCAUACUGCAGAUGACUUCUAGUCUUCUCAAAGCUUUCAGAAAUUAUCAGCUUUCAACAAGAGGGUAGGACAAACACCAGAAAAAAAUAAUUAUGCAAAUUGGAGUAAAACAGAUACCACCUGCAAUUAGUUUUUUAAAAUAUUUUUUAAAGUACUAAAUAAAAAAGUUUUAAAAGAUUAUGGAAAGGGGUGCAUCAAAACAUAUUAUAUUUAACUGGCCCACAAAUAAAUUUAAUUUUGUAUUAACUAUAUUUUAGUUAUCAUCAAGACAUCACCAGUUAUAGAAUCAUGACUAAAUCACCAGUCCUUAUCAUGGAAAGGCAACCCACUGGCCCCAAAACAUAGAUGUGUGAUGGGAAAUGCAUUUAACCCUCCUGUUGAAUAAUCCUAGACACUGCAGUAUUAUUAAAUACGGUGCAGGCAGUCAGAGACAGACCAUAGGUGAAUUUGGCCUAUACCAGUGAUGGCUAAACUUGACACCAUAAAUUGUUUCUGGACUACAUUUCCCAUGAUGCUCAGCUAGCUUUUAAGCUAGCUGAGCAUCAUGGGUAAUGUAGUCCAGAAACAAUUUAUGGUGUCAAGGUUAGCCAUCGCUGGCCUAUACCAUUCUUGUUUAGUUUUGGUGGACAGGACUGACAUUGUUAUUCAUUUAAAUAUUUACUAAAUCUGUAAUCCAUGGAUAUAGUGCAGAACCUAGGUACUAGGCUAUUUAUAUGUAUUCCGAUCUAUAAUUAAUUGGUUUAGGAGCAACUUUCAGUUCUUUUGUUUGUUUUGCCAUAACUCUUGCCACAUACGCUAAACUGAUCUAGUUCUAGGAUUUAUGUCAAUUAUUGUUUCCACUAGGAUUAUCAUGCAAUAUUAAAAAAAAAACUAGGUUCAUAAUAACAGGAGAGAAUAGAUAACAUUCUUACAAAAAUGUUUAAAUAUAUUUGUAGUAACUUUUCCUUUUCUUUCACCCUCAGAAAAAUACUAUAACAUAAACAUGUCCAGCAAAGUAGCAGUGAAAAUGCCUGCUCAGUCUGAACAGAAAACGACAAAGGAUUGGUAUAAGUGCAAGGAAUGA